Pelobates cultripes (western spadefoot toad) is the source of this 54792-nucleotide messenger RNA. Lineage: Eukaryota; Metazoa; Chordata; Amphibia; Anura; Pelobatidae. The record is from the annotation of a GenBank genome assembly.
GUACUUGGCUGAAGUGAGGAGGUGAAGUCCCAUCAGCUGAAUCCCUGGGGCAGUAGAGAGGAAGAGCUCUGAAAAGAGCUAGUGAUUAUGCUGCAAGUUCCCUUUCAAUAACGAGACACAGCUACGUUUUGAAGGGUGAAGAACUGACUCCAAUGAGCCAUUAUUGCUGCUUUUAUGCAGGAUCUUACAGGUUUGGCAACACCCACAAGGCAGUUACAGCAACCAAUCACAUACAAGGUUACACCCAGCAGUUACAGUAAAUUCCUCCCUUCUGCUUAGGAGAUAAUUGAGUUAAUUAACUGUAUCUACUCAAUUAUCUCCAACCUGAAAAGUUAAAAUUUUUAUAAAUUUUUAUAACUUUGAGAGUUUAUGAGAUACAGGAAUAAAACUUAUAUUUUUAUGCACAGAACAACUUGGGGAAAAACAUAUCCAAAAUUUGUGCAAAUCCAUUUGGUAAUUCCUGAGAUACAAAAAAGUCUCUUUGGACCGACCGCACGCCUGUUUGUAAGCCCCAAACAGUUCCACAGAUUCAGGCUGUGCGGUCGGUCUAUUUUCAUUCGACGAAAAGUCGAAAGCUUUGUGCUUGGUCUCAUUGAAAACGGCUUGUUCGGGAGUUUAAACCAGGGAAAAAGUGCUGUGUUCAUAUGAAUUUAGCUGAACUCACGGAGGAUGGAGGUUUUAGCUGAGUGCGUUCGACUAAAUAAAUUCACCGCCACCACGUGUUCGGCAAACGAACACCGACCACCAGGUAGAACAAAGAGGCACCCUCCUAACCUGGGUGGUCAGCCGUUCGGGACAAAAUUUGUGCUUUUGUACAGUUCUCCAUUAUGUCCAUUGAAGUCGGUUUAAAUGCAAAUUUGCACAAAUUGGCUGGGGAUAGUGUUAGCAAUCCAGCAUACCGCAGCAGAGGAAGGCUGCUGCAUUGGGGACACUCUGAGGACAUAUUCACAAGCAGCCAUUGCCCUGGCUGACUGAGGGUCUUGUUACAGCCAUUGUAUAGGGGUUGGUUUCCAUACAAGCUUUAUACUGCCCUUUAUUAUUGAAUAAGUCUUCUAGUAGUUUCAUUAGUAUUUCUUGUUGUGUACCUUGUGAGGCUGCAGUAGAUUCUCUUUUUCUACUUCUUUUUUGUUCUCAUUUUAACUUUACCUUUAUAUUAGGUAUUGUUUAAGCUCUAUUUGAUUCUAUUUAUUUUAAUGCUUAGCACUGGGAUCUUCCUCUAUGAUCAUAGCACAGUGCAAUACUUUCUAUUCUCUAUUCAUGUAUAGCCUAGUGUUAGCCCGAUCCAUGCAUGUUUUUUUAACCAUUUUCUUUUACAUUAUUAACAUCCAUGAUUUGUGUACCUAACUCAUCCUGAUAUUUUUUAUUAGGCAUUUAACUGUUUGGGAAGCUUCAGUAAUUCUAGAUUAAGUACCUCACGAUAUUGCACGCGGGUAUUGUCUGAGAUAACGUGUUAUUACUCCAAGCCAUUUGUACUCAUUUCAUACAAUCAUUAGCAUUACUCCAAUUUCUUUUGCCUAAUACCUAUAUUUAAAAACCUUUGUUCACUAUCUUAGACCUUUCACUUUCAUCGUAUACACCAAUAUGCAUGUGUUCUGUUGCUGAUAACGCUUGACUUUAUUGUACAAUAUAUUGUAUUAUAAGAUCUGUCAGUGUACUGUGAAAAAAUAAAGAUUUAAAAAAACAAAGUUUAAAUAUUUAGAGUAAUAUAAACUAGUAUAUUAAAUCCGGUCAUUAGAGAUAGCGUAAUACACUUGGGUUCUUUAAAACAAACAAACUGUUUCUUCAAAGCUGCUGUAGAACAUGUAGCAAACAUGUCAGAAGAUAAUAUAAAAUAAAUAUAAGCCAUAAUCCAUUCAGUUGAUUGGUUGACAGAAGAUGAUUUUUCAGGAGUGGCACUUGGAUUUACCCUAGAGGUGCUCAGCAAUCCAAUAGCUUUGCCAUCUGUUCAGAUAUUAACACAUUACUCUUGAAACUCUGUAAUGAAGGCUCUAGAGUAAUAUUUCAUCAAAAUGACUUUAUGAUAUUAAAGAUGCAUUUAAAUGUAUUGCUUGUUAAAAUAUUUAACCCUCUUAAACUUUGAAAAAUGUAUUGGAUUGUUGGAUGUGUGUGUCUAAAUAUUUGUAGAUAGAUAGACAGAUAGAUACUAGAUAGAUAGAUAGAUAGAAUAAUCCUUGUGGUCUAUUUAGAUAUAUUGAAAUAUAGAUAGAUAGACAGACAGACAGACAGGUACACUUAUAUAUACAUUUGCCUAGUUAUGUACACAAACCAAAAUAUUUAAUGAUGAUUAAAUUGUCUAUCAGGGCUAUUCAGUGACUUAAAGUGUUUAGUGAGUAUCCCUGCAUGUCAAAAAUCUAUAAAUGGUGAGUUGUCCAUGACAGUACACCACGUAUCAAAGGAUACCUCAUAUUACCCAUAACAUUAGUCAAUCAGGCAGUUUGCAAUUGCAAGGGCAGGACAUCACCACUAGAAGCACACUGAUGACAAGACUUGGUAAAAAGAACAUUUCUAUGUUAUUAUUUUUUGCAUAAGUAAAGUUUAGUUGAUUAGAGAAAGUAGAGCCUAUGGGGUAAUGAAGAAACACACUGGUGGUGGCAUAAAAAAAAACAGGGGAUAACCCCUAAAUAGUUAACUGGAAUUAAGAAAAAAAAAAAUAAAAAAAAAUAAAAUCUACCAGCAGGUGUAUCCUAAUUGAGAGAGUUACUAGAAUUAGUGCCAAGGUUAAAACUUAACUUCUAAUGUCAUUUAGUAAUAUUGAGGAUAAGAUAAAAUCAAAUAAAGCUAGGUAUUCAGUCCUUCUUGUAUCUAAUAUUAGGUAAAAUACAUGUUUCACCAAAUUUCACCCGAUUUUAGAUUGCAGAGUUAAAACUACAGGGCCCUUGCACCCAGACCACUUAAUUGAGAUUAAGUGAUCUGGGUGCCCUUUGUGGUCCUUGACAUAAAAUACUAAACACUUUUACUGCUUUUCUUUUGUAUUUUUCAAACACACUGUUGUAAUGUAUUUAAUCUAAUGUGUUAAAUAUUUCCUCUCACUGACCAUUCGCUGGUGCACAUGUCUAAUAAAGAUUAUCAAUAAUGUUUGCAACUGAUAUUUUUUCAUGUAACAAAUUUGUUACUUUUAUGUAUGUCAAAAAUUCACAGCGAUCCUUGAAAACAAUUUAUUUUUAUCUCUUCUAACGUCUUCUACUUGGUUGAUACCUGUGUCUUUCCAUUUGUCCAAAUUCAGGUUGCUUGAGUACAGUGAAAAUAUUGCAGAGCCUAUGAUAGGUCACGAUUCCAAAUGGUACAGUAUAACAUAAUGGUGCCAAAUGUUACAGCAUCAGAUAACAGUGCCAAAUGGUACAGCAUCACAUAGAUAUGGAUUGCUUUUUGAAUUAUAAAUGGUAACAAAAAAAAAAAAAGAAAAGAUCUAAAACAAAUUAAAAGAUGGUUUCUAAUGAGCUGGAUUAAUUUAUUUUUUUUGUAUUAUUUUAUAGAACACCAAAGUGUAAAAAGAAAAAAAGAAGUAAAGAGAUAGAAGAAAAAGUGCAGUAUAAAAUGGGCUUCACAUCUUUUUCACCUAGUCACCAAUGUACUUCAAAGAAAAUGAUGUCAGAUAUCUCGAUUUUUAUAUUUUUUGCAAUUUUUUUGCAAUUUUGGUUUUGAUAUUAUUUCAAAACAUGUAAUGCAUAGAUUGUGGUUUAUGGAAUUUGAACAUGCAAACCAAUAUAUAUAUUCAUUGUGUAAACAUUGUUUUUUUUUCUUUUUAUUAAUGUAUUUUUUAUAUAUUUUAUAAAUAUUUUUUAUAUUUUUUAUAUUUUUUUCAUUUUUUGGAGGUCUUUUCACCUCUAAUAGAAUGAAAAACAGGUUGUCAAUGGAUAUAUUCUUGCAUCCAUGUAUUAAUAUAUUUUAUAUUGAUAUAGGUAUAUUCAUGUUGUGCCAUCCAGAGUUUUUUUUAUUGUUUUCCUCCCCUGUCCAUUUAUCCACCUAUAUAUAUAUAUAUUCAUGGCAUCUUCAGAGCAAUUGAAAAUUCACAAAAAUGGACGAUCACCAUCUACUUCCGGGUUCCUGGAACGCAAGAUGAAAUGCAUGCGGCGUGCGUAAUGACGACACCGCUGAAACAGGAAGAAAGCAGGAAGCGCCACCCAUGCAGAAAUGGAGCACCGGCCGGGAAUUAUUCAAUGAUGAACUUUAGGGGGGAUAUAAAAGAACUGUGGGAGGGAAAGGUCUUUUAUAUUGUAUUGGAAUCUUUGCUGCUACUUGUUCACCAAGUCCCUGAGGAAGUCCGAUUUCGGGACGAAACGCGUAGGACAAAUUGUUUUAUGCUUAUAUGUAAGUUAUUAAAUUCCUUUUUAUUAUACUCUGGAAGUGCACUACAUUUUUUUCUGUAUAUUUUUUUCUUGAGUUACAUAUUCCAACCUACUGAUGGGAGUGUGAAGAUGAGAAAAUACAGUGGAUAUUGGAGGAGAGAUUUUACUUAAGGCUGUUUUACAUCUGGGAAUUUGUGAGUGGCCAAUUGUAACUAACAUAUUGUUACUUACUCUCACACAGUUAAACGCUAUGUUAUUUUAUUUAUUCUGUAUUUAGCGGAUUAUCCCCUAUUCUAUUUGUAUAUAUUCUGUUGAAGACAGGAGGAAGUCUUUGAGGACCUUUCUGGAUACUUCACAUGACACAGGGAAGUUCCAUUCUGCUUAAAAUUAUACACCUUUCUCACUGGGGUUGUAUUCACAUAUCUUGUUUGCUUUUCACAUAAAUGAUGUAGGCAUGUUUGAGUCAUUAAUUGUGCAUUGCAAUCCAACGCCAUAAAAUGGCACUGGUACUCAGCAGCAUGCAUUGAAAUUGUUGUCAGAACCAUGUGAACUGUAGGGAUGCUCUGUAAAAUGACACAUUGGUGCAGGAUUCUCUGUAAAAUGAGGAAUGUGUGCAGGAUGCUUUGUAAAAUGACACAUGGGUGCAAGAUGCAUGUUAAUAUGCCACACUAGUGCUGUAAAGUCACAACAACCUUGAGAUUCAUCCACCGGCCUGCAGGACAGAGCUUAAAUGGAAACCUGGAAUAAAAUGAGUGAAUGAGUAAAUGAGCAUGCAAAUAAGUAGCAGGAAUUCAGGAAUGCUUGUUAGGCCCAUAACCCUCCUAGUGCCCUAAAUACUGCAAAGUACCAUGGGAACAUCUGGAAUCCUUUUCAGUUUUAUUCUCUUCCUGUCUAUCAAAACAAAUAUGAGGCACACGAAAGAUAUUAACAAUGUACAGAUCAGAGGGAAGAAUAUGGGCAUACAAGACAGGAUUGACCCUUUUGAAAAUUGUGAAAGGCCCUAUUUAUCAUAUUACCCUUUUUAUUAAGGGAACCUUCAAGUGUGUGCUGUAGAUGGAGAGCCACACUUUAUUCACCCCCAGGUUAGUAGGGGAAGUACAAUGGAAUUUGUCAGCCCAGGGGAGCAGGUCUUACCAGUUGUCUUGGUUAAGUGAGAAAAAGCAGCAAUCGAUUUGGCUCUACCUUAUUGAGGAGUUCCAUGUAAGCAAAACACCUAAUUAGCAAAUAUUUUGGCAAUUUUUGAGGAUCUAGUGUAUUUAGACAAAGGAACAAAAUAUGACGUUUUGGAAAAUCAGUCUAUUAUCAUUAAAGUGGUGGAGUGUCCUUCAGAAGGAGGUUUAUUUACUUUGAUGUGCAUAGCUGGGUGUGACCAAGGUAUGUUUUGUAUAGGAAGCAUGGUAAUUGGUGUGGUGUUUUGGCUAUAGCAUAAGUAGUACAAGCUUGAACAAAGGCCCUAGUAUUUGGAUGUCCAUCAGAAUGUCUAGAUGUUUUCCUGAUUUUAUUAUUGUCGAGUUUAAAAAGUAGUUUCAAUUUGGUUCCUCUAUUAGAGCAUGUACUAUUUUUCCAAAAGAGAGGAUGAUAAAGAAAUAAUGAUACUACUAUUCGUUCUGUAGAAGUUAUUGGCACAAUUGCCUGUUCUUUCUCAUCAAACAAUUCAAGUUGUCUGGACAUUGUGUGUGCUUUAACAUUACGAGUCCCUGCUCUGAAUUAAUAAUAUAAUUAAAACGAGAUAGGAAUAAUGACCACCUGGUUAUGAGUAUCAUCAUGAGAUUCUCUGACUCUUCCAAUAAAUACCUUUAUUCUAUCAGAGUCAAAGCAAUAGCCAAUAAUUCCCUGUUCCCAAUAUCAUAACUUUGUUCAGCUUUUGAAAGCUUGUGAGAAAAUAAGCCACAGGGAUGAAGACAUUUACCAUGAGCAUUUCUUUAUGAUAGCACAGCCCCUAUUCUUUUUUCAGAGGCAUUAAACUCAAGCACAGAUGGUGGAGAACUAUCUGGGUGCUUGAUGACUGACACAAAAGCAAAUUAUUUCUUAAGCUGUUCAAAAGCAGCUAAGGUCUCAGAAGGCCAUGUAUGUGUACAUUGGUGAUAGGUUCCAUAAAAGAAGAAAACCCCCUUAAUAAAUCUGCAGUAGUAACUUGAAAAUCCAACAAAUCUUUGGAUGGCUUUUAAUCCCUUGGGUAUUAACCACUCUAGUACUGCAGUCAUUUUUUUGUAAUCCAUACUAAACCCAGAAGCAGAAAUAAUAUAACCUAGAAAUUGUACUUCAAUCUGGUUGAAGAGACUUUUUAUAGCUUACAAUAUAAACCAUUCACCAGUAAGGUUUUAGCACUUGAUUUACAUGCAUGUGAUGUGCCUGGACAUCAGGUGAAUAUAUAAGUAUGUCAUCUAAGUAUACAAGGAUGAAAUAAUGUAUAUACUUCUGAGGAUGUCCUGGAAAACAGCUGGGACAUUUCAAAGAUCAAAAGGUACUACAAGGAAUUUGUAAUGCCUGUCUUAAAUUCAUGUCCCUCUCUGAUUUUCACGAGAUUAUAGGCACUUCUGAAAUCAAGUCUAUCAAAAGCUCAAUUAUGAGGGGUAGAAGAUAUGCAUUUCUAAUUAGUUAUCUUAUUUAGACCCCUCGAUGCAAGGUUGUAGAUGCUCUUCCUUUUAGAAACAAUGAAGAUCCUGCACAAGCUGGAGAAAAGGAUUAAAAUCCUUGGAGAGAGCAUCUUUGAUAUAUUCCUCCAUAAUCAUACUUUUAAUUGGUAUUCCCUGCCUUCAGGCACAGUCAUAUGGUCUGUGUGGAGGUAAUGUGCCAGUGUGUUUUUUUUGUUAAAAAUCUCUUUCACCUUUAGAUCAUGUGUUGGAACCUCAGGAGCCAGUGGUUUUAAUAGUAUAGAAAAGCAGAAGCAAUGCAUUUCCUUUUAAAAUCAGAGCACCAGGGCAGAAUUACACUAUGAGUUCAGUUAACGAGGGGAAUACAACUUGGAAAGCAAUUUUCUUUGUGCAAAGCCCUUAAAAAUAGAGUUUCUUGUGAUAGGUCAGCAUCAUUCUCUCUAUGCAAGCAAAAUAGUGCAUGUAAGGCAUUGCACGCAAUACUUAGCCACUUUUGCAUCAAUAACUCUGGGCAUCUAGCACCAUAAAAUGACAUAGCCAUGCAGUGACUGGCAUAAAAAAUUAAAUACAAAAUUUUGUUAACUGUAGGAAUGCUCUGCAAAAUAAUGCAUGGGUACAGGAGGCUCUGUAAAAUGACUCAAGGGUGCAUGAUGCAUGGUAAUAUGUUGCACUGGUGCAGUGGCAGAAAGUCCUCAAUUGGGGAUAUUUAAGAAAUUCCUGUUGGAUAAACCCCUUAGCACCUAUUAAGUAAAUCUACAAUGAAGAUUGUAGGCAUAAAUGCCCCAAGAGUUCAGACAUCACUCCCUCCAGGGUAUAAGCAAUAUUUGAGGGAUACAUCUUUCAAAAUGCUCCAACGGUGGAUAGAUUUUGACAAGUUUCAAUCAAAGUUUAAGCGGUGGCUGGAGUCUCCAUGGAGACAGCAUUAAAUACUCUAAGUCCAACUAUUUGAUCUGUUCUCUUGGGGAAAAGUAACAUUCCUUGAGAAAUUAUAAAUAAAUUAAUAAUUAGUUAUUGCUACAAUUUAGUAAGAUUUGAUACAGGCUACAACCACACCCCUUACCUUCCUAGUAUGAUCAGAUCCUUGUCUACCCUUAAUGAAGCCUGAUUGGUCAUUGUGUACUAUGCGAGUUAGUAUAGUACUUAUUCUAUUCGCUAAACGUUUGGCAUAUAUUUUGGUGUCACAAUUCGAUAGGGAAAUUGGUUGAAAAUCGGGACAUUGGGUUGGGGGCUUCCCAGGUUUUGGUAAGGUUGUGAGCUUGAAGCAUUGCUGUGGGCAUGGACCCCUUCUGAAAACACUGGUUAAACAUUGCCGUCAUGUGAGGCACUAGAAUAUCUUCAAAAGUAUGGCAGUAUAGGUUUGUAAACCCAUCAGGUCCGGGUGAUUUGUGCUUUGGAAAUUGUCUCAGUGUAUCUGCAAUUUCUUGUGGUGUGAAAGGUUGUGUCAGACUGUGGCUUUCCUCCGGGGUGAGAGUAUGAAGGCUGAUAUCAUUCAGAAAUGCAUCUAUGUCAUCCUGUUUAGGUGUAUGGCAGUCAGACAUCUUUGCCAAAUUGUACAAGUCGCUGUAGUACCUGCUAAAUUCCUCCACUAUCUCUUUCGGGUUGGUAAGUUUAUCUCCCUUUUUUGUAUUAAUAAAUGUGAUUUUGGAUGACAGGGCUCUUGCUUUAAGUUUCCUUCUUUAAAAAAUUUGUGUUUCAAUUUUGUUAGUAGGUAAGUCGUUUUUGCCAUUUCUAUGUCUUUCAAUUUGGACUGCAAUUGAAGGAUCUGUUUUGUGAUGUCAAAUGAUGGUGUUUGUUUGUUUGCACGGGUUAGUGUAGCUAAUUCCUUGUUUAUGUCUAUAUAAGCUUUCAUUCGUUGCUUUUUAUUGUAGCUGGCGUGUUUAAUAAAUCGUUUUGAAGGACCACUUUGUGAGCUUGCCAUAGGGUAUCUAGUCCUACCUCUCCUGUAUCAUUUAAGAAGUAUGUUUCUAGAUCUUUGGUGAUUUGUGCUACAAGUGUGUGGUCUGUUAGGAGAGAGUCGUUUAAUCAACAAAUACAGUUCCCACUCGUGGGGUGUUGCUGGCGUGUUUAAUAAAUCAUCCUUGAAGGACCACUUUGUGAGCUUGCCAUAGGGUAUCUAUUCCUACCGCUCCUGUAUCAUUUAAGGAGAAGUAUGUUUCUAGAUCUUUGGUUAUUUGUGCUACAAGUGUGUGGUCUGUUAGGAGAGAGUAGUUUAAUCGACAAAUACGGUUCCCACUCGUGUGGUGUUACAUUGUAAUUGAUAAUGUGAUUGGAGCAUGGUCAGUCCAUGUGAUAAUGCCUAUGUUGGUUUUAGAUAUCUUUGAUGUUUGCGUUGAUGGAAUGAUGAAGCGGUCAAUUCUGGAGUAGGUAUCAUGUACCAGGGAGUGGUGUGUAUAGUCCUUGUCUAAAGUAUCUAAGGCUCUCCAAAUGCCAGUGUAUCCAUGUGUAUGUAGAAUGGUUUCUAUGAGUGAAGCUGAGCGAGCUCUUUGUUUUGUUGUCUUUUGUGAGAUUUUGGAGGAAGAGGUUAUGUCUGAAGUUGGGUCUAGAAUAAAAUUAGUAUCACCCCCAAUCACAAUGUCUCUAAACUUAUGGGCAGUUGUUAAAGUAAGAAUGUGAUCUAGAAAAAUAUGGUGACCAUUAUGUGGGCCAUAGAUGUUGACCAAUGUAUAUUGGGCAUUUUUAAUUAUGCAUUGUAGUAGAAGAUAACGUUCCUUUUUGCCGCUCACUAUUUUUAUCAAUUGAAAGGAAACUUUGUUACUAAUCAGGAUAGUGACACCUCUUUUUUUUUUCCUGUAUGUGCUAUGGUAGCCUAAUGGAAAGUAUCUAGAUGAGAAUUUUGGCUAGGUGGAUGUUUGGAAGUGCGUUUCCUGGUAAAAUGCUAUGUGAGCUUUCUGCUUUUUUGCCAUGCGGCGUUUGUGAGGUGAAUUAAGUCCUUUAGAGUUUAUUGAAAGGAUGUUAAGGGUCAUGUGGGAUUGUUAAUGAGGUGAGAGUGAGCUGGUAUUGUGGUUUGUUAUUGCCUAAACAAUGCGAUUUGGCAUUCUUCUUGGUAUCUGAUCUAGGAGUUGCUCGAUUAUAAAGCAGAGGUACGCUCUGUUGAACCUUAAUGAAAUAUUUAUAUAUCUUUAUUGCCCAGUUUUGCGGGGUAAAUAUAGUCAUGCUUUUGUAAUAUUGUGUCGUCUUGGAGGGGAGGGGGUUUAACGGGGGGGGAACAACAAAAAGUAUUUAACCAACUAUAUACAAAGAAAAGGUCUCCGACAUGAGACCUGAUUUUCCUAGUGCUCUUGGACACUGAAGCCCUCGUGGGGGCGGAGAGUCCCCUAUGUUUUGGGAGAGAGACCAUCUAUCCUAAACUGUUGGGUUGAGCGUUAACCCUCUCAUGGUCUUCAGAUGUCAGUCAAUGAUUUAUAAGUUUCCCAGUGGGUUAAUAACUUUCUGGCUAGGCUCUAACUUCUAUAUUUGCCUUCACAAUGGUGUUUUUAUAGGUGUGUGGAACCUAGUGAGUUAUUUGUGGUUAUAUAUCAUUAAUGAUGUAUAGUCAUAACAUAGCAUAACAUAUUGUAAAUAAAACAUUGAAAGUAUAUUGCAAUACCCGGUAAAACUAGACGUCGACAUUUCUAGUAUAGUCCAGGUGAGAGAGGAGGUAUGGUGUUACCCUUAAGGAAGUCCCUGCGAGCAAGGGAAAUGGAAGAAAGGGGGCACAUUUUCAGACCUUAGUGUAGAUUUAGUUAUCGUUCUAAUUUCCUAAAUAGGCUUAAGUAGUCUGGUUUGACCUUAUAAUGCAUAGGAUGAGCUUCAGAGGUCUAUCGGGGCAUUCUUUAGGUAAUAGUAUACGUGUGUGUAUUAAGCAAAGUGAGGUAUAUAGCACUAAAACAAAACAAAUUAGCUAAUGUGACUUAAAAAAGCAACAUAAGCUAAAAAAUAUAGUAUAGAGGAUGUAAAGAUACAACCUGUAUAACAGGGCGUAACCUAAAAUGGUCUAGAGGAUAAAAAAAUAUAUAUAUAUAUAUGGUGAAGUAUGCAAAGGCAAGGGGCAAAAGCUUCCAGGAGGUGGAAAACUUACAAGAAGUUAAGAUGAUCUGUGCUUAUCUCCCCUUAGGGGUAUCUGAAUGCAGCAGCGGAAUUGUCCUUAUGUCUGAAAGCCUCAGAAAUAUAAAAGGAAAUAUACAUAGAGUAGUACUGUAGAAAAUGUACAAAAGUUUUUUUCACUGAUUGCACUUACAUUCAGGUCGCAAUCUGCAGGCAUAUAUCCACUAACAAGUGGAACACGAUGACCAAUCAAUCUAUGCAGAACAUGGAACAAAAGCUGAUUGUCAAACACUGAUAUGAAAUAGCAGUACAAUCUAAAAUCAAAACAAGAUAAAUGAAUAAUAAAAGUCUCUGUAAAGUGCUCAAAUCCAACGCGUUUCGUCAAUGAUGACUUCUUCAGGAAUAUGAGGGUAAUUCAAGAUCGCUUCUUUAUAUAUCUCUUAGUACAGGUUUUCUCCAUUAGUCAAAAAUUCACGCAGUAUAGCGUACUUCCGGGUUCCGGCAUCAGGCGUUCUUCAUUGGACAAGUCUAUUCUGACGUACAAGAACACAUGAUCGUCCCUGCCACUUCCGCGUUCCACAAUGAAACGCACUGCGGCACUUCCGUCUAGCAUACAUAACGGCGUUCCAAUGAUGGAACGCAUAUCAUAAAUCUGACCCCAAAACUUAAUAACAAGAUGCCAAUGACUAACAAAGUACUCGCAUCUAUGUCAUAUAUAGCCAUCAUGUCAAACGAGUGUAGAGUAAAAAAUAUAUAUAAAAAACAAAUACAGAAACAUUAAAUAAAUAUGCUGAUCCUCCAGAGACCUAAACACAAAAGAAAAAUAUAAAGUACUAAAAAAACUAAAAGGAAAAAAUUGAAAAAAAUUGAAAAAAUAUAUAAUAAUGAAAUAAUCAAAAAAUAAGUAAAUAUAAAAAAAUAAAUAAAAUAAAUAGGAAAUAAAAAAUUUAAUAUAAAAAUAAUAGAUAAAAAAUAAAAAUAAAUAUAAAAAUAAUAAUAAUAAAGUAAAAAUAAGUAUAAAAAUAAAUAAAAAUAAAAAUAAAUGUAAAAAAUAAAAUAAAUAAUAAAAAUAAAGAUCAAAAACUAUAUAAAGAAUAUAUAUAUAAGAAAUAUAAAUAUAAAAACUACAAAAAAGCCUAAAAAUGAAAUCGGUGUCUAGUGGAUCCGCUUAUAUGUACAAAUGGAAAUUCCACAUACUCAAAACAGCUUAUUUUUAUCCCCCCCCAAAAAAAAAAAAAUAUAUAUAUAUAUACACAAAAAUAUGUAUAUAUAUAAACACGGUAUAAGAAUCUCUCAAAAUUCUACAAGAGAAAAGAACCAAAGUUAGUACAAAAAAGUAUUGUGACGAGACCAAUCUCGCCACAUUGCAUUGGAGAAGCCUGGUUGCUCGCCUGCUGCCUUUGGACUAUGGCCCCCUUUUAAAAGACUUUAUUUUUCCAUGCAGAAAAGCCAUAUUCAUGCUUUUCUGCCGGUUGUUCGGUAGUUUCAAUCUACCGAACAACCGUACGAAUGACUGGACCACCUGGGAGCUGGAGUGUGCCGGCAAUUAACCUCCCUGAAGCUGCGGUUAACCGCAGCUUAAUUGAUGAACGCUGGGUGGCCGCCGUUCGUAUCCCGAACACGAGGUCGCGGCCAUUUUAAACCAUACGAAUGAACAGCGGUGUUCGCCUCUAUUUUCAUGGAACUAAAAUCGGACACAGUUUUGCGCGAACACCGCUGAAGCCGCCGACCUCCCUUCUUGUUCGGUGAAAGCACACGAAUGACCCGGUGUUCGGUAUUUUUGUGUGAAUGUCUUAUACCCCAGAUAGGAAUCCCAUGGAGCCCCUUCGUAUGAAACUGACUGUAAAGACUUUGGCUCCAUGGCGAUUGAACUGUAUUCGUGUAGUCUGAGUGCCAUUCACCUAAUAAUGUGCACUCAGACCUGAGCUAUCUGGGGAUGUGUUACAUGCCUGUGUUUAAUGUAGUAAAUGUUACUUUGUGCAUUUUAAAGUAUAAUGCUGUUUUGUGUUCCCACGUGUGUAAUGGAGUUUUGCCUUUGUCUUGGGAGAUAAUUGAAUUACUUCCCAAUUAUCUCCCAGGGCAGAGGGGAGGAAGCCAGGAUGCAUUGUGGGAAUAUACUGUGACUGUGUGUCCUUUUUGUAUACUUGUCUGUCCCUUGUCACAGUCUCCCAUUUGGUCCCCUAGGGGAGUGUCCACCAGGUGGGAGACCUGCAUAAAAGCUGGGCAGGUAGCCCUCAUUAAACAGACCACUGCUUGACCCUCAACACGGAGCCUUGUCUCGUCUUUGGGGGGAUUUACUGUAUGCUGCUAAGGACUGAUUGCCAGGAGUGUAAGCCGCUUGGAAGCUUUUCCUGUUCGCCUGCUAGCAGCUAUUCGUAUGGUUCCUGUUCGUUUAUUUGAAGUGCUACCUUAUUCCCUUGUAUGCCGUUCGGGAGUUUGGAGCAUUCACUUAUUGGCGGUUCGUGAGUUUUGGUGAUUAUACCGUAGCUGUGCCUGUCUCUGAAAAGGGGGAUUAUCGUCUAAGUGGUUUUUUCCCCUUUUAUGCUAAACGGUCCGUUACAAGUAUAUAAACUUUAAAAACCAAAGUGUUCCACUUUGUUGGUCCUAAUGUUGUUAAAAUGCUCUCGAAGUCUGGUAUGUAGCGUCCUAGUAGUUCUACCUACAUAUUGUGCUCCACAUCCACAUUCCAAUAAAUAAAUUACAUAUGUGGAUGUGCAGUGCAUACAUUUUUUGAUAGUAUAUGUCUUAUUCGUAUAAGUACCUGUAAACGUGAUAGUCUUUCUUUUGAUAAGUACAUGUAGAACAGGUGCCACAUUUAUGAAAACCUGGGGUCUUUUGAGAAAGUAAAAAAUUAUUAUUGGAGUUCGUAAUCUGUGAAGGUAAGAGUAGGUGCCAAUUUAUUCUUUAGGAUAUCGGUGAUUUAUUUUCAUCUAAUCAAACAGAGAAUAUUAGGUCAACUUUCUACAAUCUAAUAUAAUAUUAGUUUAGAUUGUAUUUAUUCAUUGCAACAGUUGAAUGUGUUCAAGAUUGCUGAAAACAGAUCACAAAUAAAUAUAUAUGCAUUUCAUUUAUAAUUGUUCUCAUAUUUCUGGUGUAUUUUGGUUUAUCAUUAUAUUCUUAGCAAAGUAGUAAGUUAAACAUUUGAUGCAUUAAAUAAUAAAAGAUACAGGAGAUAUCGGCAAAUUAUAGGCAUCUAAAGACACUUAAUCCAUCGGCAACAAAGCCGCUUCAUUUCUGCACUGCAACUUUAAGGUACGGAUUGACAUUUGGAAGACGCUCCACCAGAUUUAUUUCUUCUUUAUUUAAUUUAAGUUUUAGUCUAUGCAGACUUUUUUCAAGACCUUGGUCUUGAAAAAAGUCUACAUAGACUGAAACGUUGACUAUUGUGUUAAUCACUGUGUUUGCUUAAUAAAGUAUCAGUUUGAAUUUACUUUACCAAGACUUCAGAGUGCUCUCUACUAGGUAUAAUUAUUUAGUCCUCAAAGUGCAUCUCUUUAUUUUUGUGUAUAUAUAUAUAUAUAUAUAUAUAUAUAUAUAUAUACACACACACACACACACACACACACACACACACACACACACAGUAAAUAUAUUGGGGAUUUUUCCAUACGAAAUGAUCUAUAGUUUAGCACUAUGACCUGGAGCCAUAGCUAAUAGAAUACCAACUAGGGGAACACAAAAGUCCUCAGAUGGCUGUUAGGAAAAUACCUGUCGGAGAUCAAAAGUAUUUUUGCGUUUUUUGAAUGUUCGAGUGAAAGAGAAGAAAAAAGAGCUUCAGUUCAGUUUCAAAUACUCCACUAAAAACUUAAUCAAAAGCAAGCAAUACAAAUAAUUUUGUUUCAAAACACAUAAAAAAUAGAUGCUGCAAGGGAAUACUGUUCACUAAAGAGAGAAUUGCUAGGAAUUUAAAGUGAAUUUAAAGUGAAUUUCUAAAUUUAGACUGAAUUAGAGUAGCAGGAUUAGAAAAAUUCUGUUUUCAGUUAUGCUAUUAAGGUCUUAAAUUCAAAAUUUACUUUAAAUGUUCAUUGAAUUCCCAUUGAAUCUCACUUUACACAUGAAUGGCAGCACCUACAAAAGAGUAUCCCAGGUACCUACUCCAUUGUGCUACUGAAGGCUUAAACCAUCAUCCUUUUGUAGCAUUCGGGGCCUGACAGCUUUAUGGAAGUUAACCCCUUAAAUACACAACUUCUGAAAUAAAAGGGAAUCAUGACGGAAUAUUUUCAUCAUGUGUCCUUAAGGGACUAAUAGUCAAUGUCAGAAAAUCUGUUUGAGGAGACUAAGCAUUUCUGAGGAAUCUAGACAAAUGUGCAUUUGUUUUUGCUUUUUUAAAUGUUACAACAUUUUGACAAGAGUAGUUGCUUAGCCUCUCAGCAGUAUCUCCAGUAAUCAAUAACAAAGGGUAAUGUAAACUGCAGAUAUAAUCAUGAACAAAACAAACUGUUUAUUUUCAAAUACAUUUUUAUCAUUAAUUUUUACCAUGUCAAUAGAUCUGAUUAUAAUUUUUUAAACAAAUACUGGAGCGGGCACUCUGCAUCAAAAGCUUCUAUGGACCAGUUAACACUGCUUAUUAUGGGGGGCGGAGCCUGCCAGCCAUGCUGCUCAGUCACAAAUACUGAGAGCUCCACUGGAAAACUCUAAAUAAUCCAUUUAUGUCACUACUUUUAGCAGAUUCCCAGCAAUUUACAUAUCCUGGAGACUGAGGAUCCCACAGUGAUCGACAUCACUGAAUACCAGAUUGAGAUUGGCGGAAAGACCUGCGUCCUACAAGAAGCCUACUCACAGCCGUUGGUAGGGAGGUGGCCGAUCCCUCUACCUGCUUCAUAUCAACUCUCACCAGGUCACCCUUCGCCCCCCCCACCCCCCUUACCGGUGAGGGAUAUCCUGAUAUUCACUAGCUGUGUGUCAGUGACUAUUUACAAGCAACCAUCCCACAAGCUGCAACCAUUUGAUGGAUGCCACAGGCAACCUUGAGCCUCGAGCUCUGAGACACUCCAUCCUGGAUCACUAAGAUGAACUGUUUGCUGAGUUAUGGUCUUGAAUAGCCUGUCGCCUAGGCACCUGCCUUGGCUUAAUCCACUUGACAAACUGCUUCUCACAUCAAGGGUGUUGAUACCCACAAGAGGGCACCAUAUCUGCUUGUAUCCAAAAGGCGAGAGCAGCAGAUACUGCGUUAUUGUAAACGGAGGAGUACUAGAAGCCAGAGUUCUACCUGUUCCCGCCGGGGAGUGCAGGGGCCAUAUACACGCCAGGCACCUUUACAGGGCUUGCCUAAGAUGCCAGUACAACCACCUUUAAGCUCACUCUCACUGAAAUCUGACAACUUUUCCUGCUCAAGUACCAGUCUAAUUGGCAUGUCACCACUACGUUGGACUGUGCAGUUUACAGGGAGGGCAUAGGUUGACAGGAAGAUGCUCUCCUGGCUUAUUUAUCUGGCACCCGCUGACUUUACUCCCAUGCAAUACUGUCACUUUUAUCACCCAUUAGCAUGCAGCUUAUAUUGUCUUUAAUGCUAGCAUGCAUUCCAUAUCCUUUUGAUUCACUCUAGUUCACAAUUUCUACCAUGCUCUGUUUUCUUUGUUAUUCUGAUAUAUAACUGUUAACUUAUAAAAUUGUGCUGUUCCUCAGACAUUUUCUGUGACCUCUUGCUAACACAGUUUUCAUGCAAUCUGCUCAUAUGUCUUCAUUCUGUGUUACUUGCACUGCACUACAAAAAUAAAGAACUAAUUUGUAUUUAUUUUUUUUAAAAACACUGCUUAUUAUGGCACACACAACUUGGCCAUACAUUACAGCAAGGCAAGUUAGCAUGUUGGUUGACAUGGUAAAUAAUGCCAACAUUAGUUGUGCCCACCUCUAAAGAUAGAAUUAAAAGCUUAACAAAGCACCUCAAAAGGGGCACUUGUAGCAACCCUGGCUUACAUAUCCUGAUGAGUUUUGUGCUACUAAGUGGACUUAUUCCUAGGUUAAUAAGUUAGAAAAAGAACAGGAACUAGGAGUAAGACUAAGAGUAACGGUUAAGUAAUUGAGAGUUAAAAGAACAAUCCAAAGACACAAAAAACAAUCCAGCUUGCUGAAGUGCUUUAUGUGUGAAGAGUAUGUCCUUUCUUUUUCAUCUGAUAAAAGUGUUAUUUUCAACAGAAACUUGUUACAACUCACCCUAUUGGCAGUUGGACAGCCAGUCCUGAUACUUUCUGCUAGUUAAAGGGACAUUCUAGGCAUUGAAUCUGCUUUAUCUUAUUUAACUGGUUAUAGUGUCUGGAGUUGUCUGGAGUUGCUUUUAUUCAGAAAUAAACAGUUUUUAAUGUUUUUAUAUUAAUGUUAAACAAGAGACCUCAGCAGCUUAUCCUCUCUGUGCUGGUUUGACUAAUGAUUAAUUAUUAGCUUGUGCAGCAAUCGGUAGAUGUCAGCUGACAUCUCUCAUUGCUGCAGACUCACCAGGAAGUGUGCAUUCUCUGCCCUUGCCAUACCUCCACUUGGGCCAGGAACUCUUAUUUAAACUGUGCAAGAUGGCUCUAGCUGCUAUAACCAAUUCAAAGAACUUAAAUUGUUAUAGUGACUACAAUGUCAUUUUAAGCUCCACUGAUCUAAACUCAAGAAGCAGGCAGUUGCCCAGAGCAUUUGCCUUGCCAAGACUUGUCAAAGAUUAUCCAAAAUACAAUAUCCAAUGUACAAAAUCUGCUUUUUACCCCUUUAUUUAUAAAUCUGUUUGUCUAGAAACAUUUGAAAAAUUAGUCACUACAGACUUAAGAAGUCAUCCUACCUGUAGAGAUGUACAUGGAAGAAGCUUAUAAACAUCCCACUGACAACAAUUUUUAUAUUAAACUUCUAUCUGACCUCCACCCCCAGAUUAAAAACAAAGCUUGUAUAAUAAGGUAAAGAUGAACGUAUUUUAAACAAACAAAAUAUACAUGUAUUAAUAUUAUAAAUUCAAGUAUUACUGUCAUUUAUUUCUGUCCAAAACUCACAAAAAUUGCAAAAAUCCACCAGCAAUCCUAUUGUUUCAAGUAUUAACUUGAUUUUAUCUAAUUUAUCUGAACACAUAGAUAUCCUCCUCCAGCCAUAUGCUUGGAAUAUGAGUCUCCUGCAAUUUUUAAAUUAAUUUAAAUGGAAACCUAAUUACAUUUUAGUUACUAGUGAUGUCCAAUCCCUUUACACCAUUCUCCCAAAUCUAUAGAGAAUUAACAUGAUUUUAUAAAAUAAAUAUAUUUGGUUUUAUGACUCCAACAUCUACAAAAGCAGGUCACAGCUAUAGGUGCCAGGUUUGCUCCCAGUUACACCAAUUUAUUUAUGGUGGACUGGGAAGAUUACACUUAUUACCCCAUCAUCAUUUGGAGGAGAACUUGGUCCUAUACUGUCAAUACAUUGAUGAUUUAUUUUUUAGUUGGAAUGGCUCAGAUAUAAAUCUUAAUAAUUUUUAAAUCUUUUAAAAUAUAAUAAUCAGGGAAUAAAAUAUUGCUCUAGUUUUAGUAAAACUAGUAUUCAUUUUUUAAUUUGAAAAUUUACUUUGAAAAUAACAUUUUAAACACUAACAAAAAAAAAGAUAUAACAAAAAAAAAAACCUGCCAUAACCUUUAUUGAAAGCACAAACAUUAUUCUCCAUGGCUUAAUGAUAUCCUAAAUAGCCAGCUGAUUUGACUGAAACGGAACUGAACUACUAACCCUGAAGUUUUUAGGUUUUUACUGAAAAAAAAGGAAUUUUAUCAAGAAAAUAUAUAGUGCUAAAAAGAUUGACAACUUGACAACAGCACCUAUCAUAUUAGAUUUCACCAACAAAAGUAAUGAAAUAAAAUAUUAAUUAGCAUAGGGACAUUUCAUAAGAAGACGACACACUGAAAGAUAUUUUACCAAACAAACCAAAAAUUAUUUUCAGAUACACCACAAACUUAAUAGUAUGCCUGACUAAAACUACACCAAAAGAAAAACUACUCAGCCCAACACAUUUUUAGACCACAAAAUAUUUUCUAAAUGUUAAUCUUGCACAGCAUGUAAAAAUACAAGCAAAAGCAAUACACACAUUUUCAAAUUCAAAUCCAAUCAGUCCCAGAAAAGUUACAAUAUACUUUUUUUUUAAUUUUAUAAUUUUUGUGAGUUCACUACCUAAAGAGACUAUUUUUGAUGAACUUUUUAUUACUAUACUAUUCUAUGAGUGUAUAUCUCUGUUUACCUUUCAUGUACAACAACUAUAUACCAUUCUCUUUAUGUAUAUAUAAUAAUUAUCUAUGAGACACUCCAUAAAUUCAAUUAAAAUUAUGCACACUUGACGGAGUAAAUCUGGGAUCCCAGAUAUAUAUGUUUUUGCACUGUACUCUUUUUUGUUGUUGUUUUAUUAUGUUUAUAAUUAUAUAUAUAUAUAUUAUAUUUUUCCAAUUAUUUAUCGUAUUAUUUUAUACUUUUGCUAACUGGCAUAUCUCUUUAAAUCUCUUUAAAAAUACAGAGUCACCUCCCUUAGAGAGUCAUAAGACUUGGGACCAGCUCCAGCACAUCUCUUUGGCACUUAGAUUAUAUUUUCUUUUAGCUGGCUCUCUAUUUUAUGUCCCUCAUUUCUACCCCCCAACCCUUAAGCAGUUUUGAUUACACUAUGCUUCCAGGAUUUUUAUUUUAUUUGUUGGCCAACCACGGAUUCUAGUAAGUCAUAUGACUUGGGACCUGGCAUCGUCACCAUUUUGUUUGAUCUGCAAGUUAAUUUCCACUAUAUAGCCCUCAUUUGUUUUUUACAGUAUUUGAUUUUCUUUUUUUUUUAUGCGUAUUUAAUGACAGUUGACAAGUAACAUAUGAUAUAAUAACAACUUAUAGGAAGAAGACAUGCUGCGCUUUUUUUUUGUUUUGAAAAGGAACAUACAGGCUUAAUAUACUUGUCUAGGUAGAUAGAACCAACGAGGAGACACAUUUAGAGAAACACUAGACUUAGUUAGUGUCAGGGCUUACCUGAGUUGGGAGUCUGGCAAGUAGAGAUAAAUGCUCACCCUUGCAAGUAAACACAGGCCGAGGUGGUCAGAAUUCACCUGGCCUGUGAGUCGGUGCACGGGGGUUGUGCAGGAUAAUUCUCCAAGUCGCAGUACAGGAACGGAUAAUGCAGGAGAAUCGUCGUGGGUAAGCCAGAGGUCAGAGGGUGCCAGAUAUCAGUAUUAACGAGAAGAAAGCCAAGGUCAGAGGAUGCCAGAAGUCAGGAUAUACGGAGUAACAAGCCAAGGUCAGGAAUCAACAGGAGCACACUGGAACACAAACAGCAAUACGGAACCACAGUCAAGGAACUGACACUGCCUUCUGGGAGAGGCAGUGUUUUAUACCUGGCUAAUGAGACCAUCAAUAUCAGGUGUAUCAUGAGUAACAGGAGUAAUUCCAAUUCAUGUCCAGCCCCCAGUGCUGGAUACAAGACAGAGCUGGAUACUGGCAUUACUAAAGCUGAAUGGUGGCUCAGAGGUAACAUAGCAGCCCCAGGACUGCAAAGUACCCGGGUUCAAAUUCUGACAGUUAGAAAUAGGCAAAUACAUGCCUCGAGUAACAGACUAGUGAAGACAAUAGUAAAUCCACUGGCAUAGAAUAAAUACUGAAUACUUUGUAGUCAAGAGGAAAAAAAAAAACACUGGUGCCUAGAAACUAAUAAUAUAAGUCAAACAUAAAAAAUACGGUGUUUGUCAAGCCUUUUGGGAGCGCAUUAGACAUAGAACCCCUACCACCGCUCUGCCUGUGGAACCAGUAACCCACGUUCCCAGAGGGAACGGCGACAUUCUGGGCUGGGGACCCGCAAGAAAGUUAUACCUACCAACCGACUAUGCAGCCUAAUGCUCCCCCACAACCUGAAGUUACCUCUCGCUGGCAGCCCUGAGACACAGAGACCAGUAAAAGCAGUGAGGGCCACUCCUGGCGCACAGUAGCCAGAGAGAUCCAAGCUCCAUUGCUGCAACCCCUACCUGGCUUCCAAACCUCAGCAAGAUGAUGAGCCCCACCGAGAAGCAACUGAUGGUGACAUACCUGGCAGAAUCCUGAACUGUCUCCUGAGGCACAUUACCGGCGUCGGUUGAAAUCUAGAUGACUGGCUUCCAAGACAUCUCUACCAACAUCAUUGCAAAACUUUGUAUGUACACGCUUAAGAACCCUCUCCUUUACCCUUCCACAAAGCCGAGAACCCAGUGGCACUAUAACAAUCCUUCCCCUUAGCCAGCAUGUUGUAAUGCAUUCUUUUCUAUCCUAGCUCAACUCACUCCUAACCUAACAUGCUAAAUGUCUCUAUAUACUCACACCAAGAAAACUUCAAUUAACAUGUUGUACACCUCAUAUACCUUGCAUGUUGUCAGGUAACAUAAUUUUACCUUAGCUCGCUAUCUACUUCACGUACACUGACAUACACAAUGUGAUGUUACCUCUUGGAUAUAUAUCUAAAAAUGUGCAGUUAUCUCUGUUGCCACACUGUUAUACUAUGUUUUGCUGCUCUUUCUCCUGUUAUUGUGGCAGCAUAAGACAGAAUGUUAUCUAUGCACAACAAAAAUAAAAAAUGUAAACAAUUUAAAAAAAAUAGUUUUAAUGUAUAAUUAUGCUAAUUGGAAUAAUUUUAAUAUGGCAACAUUUUAAUUUGUGCUCCCUGUUUAAAUAGUUUGUAUCCGGGAACCUGUAACUAUUUGUAAAAGUCUUGUUAUAGGUGAAAAACGUUAGUGUUAUUAAUUUGUUUUAUCUCCUUUGGACUCUAGUUUUCUUGAUGGGGAAUAUACCACCUAUGUGGUAUAUUUUGCUCUGCACUAGUGAGUAUCUUUUACAUUUAUUUUAUACCUUCUAUAUUACUGUGAGUCUUUAUUUCUUUUUGUAUUCACAUAUAUCAUCAUGAGAACCUCAGCUACUUAACAUAUUCAAGAGUGGAGGUUAUACCACUUUAUGGUGUUUUCUGGGAGCCACUAGGAGUCUCCACAUUUCCUACUUUCAACACCAGAUAUACUACACUAUAUUUGACUUAUAUUCCUCCAUCACUGGACCCAGAGAAACACUACAUAUCCUUAGGUGGGUAAUAUACCACCCAGGUGAACAGAAGUAGAGCUAACUGAUAGAUCUAUCCACUGUAAGCAUAUCUCCUCUAUUGUUUUUUAUCUCUGACUUAAAUUUGGCAUACUACUCUUAAUAACUGUCGGAAGAUCUUUUUGUCUCAUUGCACACUUACUUUAAUUUGAGGAUUUUAAGGCACUGCUCCCUCCUCUAUUUGUGUAUAGUUACAGAUAUAUAUGAAAGCUAUAUAAACCAGAGUAGAUACUAGGGGAGCACAGUAAAUAGCUAUUCUUAAAGGUAUAAUGACCAAAAAAAUGAAAGAAUAAAAUACUAGUGAAUCUUGCCCAUUAAAGAAAUAUUUUUAAAAGUAGAACAUAACAAAUAGCUAAUUAAGGCCUCAAUUUAAUAUUUGUGGAUACAUUUUGAUAUGAUACAAUAUUUUGAAAUAUUUUAAUAUUUGUAUUUUUAAAUAUAUUGAUAUUUUAAUAUAAUAUUUUUUUCAAAUUGUAAUACUUUGAAAACACAAUUGUAAAAGUUCAGUCCAAUAUAUUAAAUCAUCUUCAAAGUUUACUUAAAAAUAUUAAACUGUGGUCUAAAUUUGGUGAUUAGAAAUAUUUACUAAAAAAUGUUGAAGUGACUGCGGAAGAAAAAAAAGAAAAUAUACAAACACACAAUUAAAGGAAUACUAUAGGAUCAGGAAUAUAAACAUGUAUCCCUGACACUAUAGUGUUAAAAACACCACCUAGCCCCCCCCACCCCUUGCCUCCCUAAAUAUAGAAAAAUCUUACUUGUAUUCAAGUCUGCAGCUGUUGCUUCUGCUCCUGAUCUACCUACUUGGUUGACAUUAUCAAAAGGGAUUCUCUGAGCCAAUCACAUUGCUUUCCCAUAGGUUUGGCUGAGACUGUCAAGGAGGCUGAUUGGGGGAAAGCCAGCACAAGCUAAACACAGCCCUGGCCAAUCUGCAUCUCCUCAUAGAGUUGGAUCGCAACAAUGAAUCUCUAUAAGGAAAGUUCAGUGUCUUCAUGCAGAGAGUGGAGACACUGAAUGUCAUUGCAGCAUACUGUGCAGCACUGCCCCAGGAAUUACCUCUAGUAGCUAUCUGAGCAGUGGCCAUUGGAGUUAUUGCUAGACUGUAAUGUAAACAUUGCAUUUUCUCUGAAAAAGACAGUGUUUACUGCAAAAAGCCUGAAGGGAAUGAUUAUACUCACCAGAACAAAUUCAAUAAGCUGUAGUUGUUCUGGUAAUUAUAAUGUCCCUUUGAAAUUAAGUUAAAUUAAAAAGAGUUUCAUACAUAAAAAUGUGGAGUUCAAACCCGUUUCUUGCACGUUAUUUGGAAAUCCAUUUAACCCUACAGUAAUGUAAACAUGCUUACCAAAAUAAAUAAUAUAUGCAUUUUACUAGCAGAAUGACAGCAAAUGUAUAGAUUGUAAUUUAAUCAGAGGAUUGACUAACAGGAAUAAACAGAUAAUGCCAGUAAUGCCAGAACUGGAGUAAGGAUAAGCAGUUGAGUACCACUCUAUCUGCUCCUAAAGCAUAGAAAUAUAAUACGUAUCACAUGACAAUAAUAAGUUAAUCGACACAUUGAUUGCAUUGAGAGUUGUGAUAAAAAAGGGAACCUGUCAUGACAGUUUCAUGUUUAUCACCUGUCCUACUUAAUUCAAAUUAAUCACUAUUAUAAGAAUAAUAAAAGUAAUACCUUGCUCAAAAUAUUUGGUCUUCUAAUGUUAAUAGAUUGUGUACUUAGUUACCAAAUGCACAGUUAGACUGAAUGUUUUCUGUCAGAAUGAAGAACACAGGUCAUCAUAGUUAAUGAUAGAUUUAGAUAUAGAUUCAUAGAAAAUAUCAUCUCAUCUUUUUCUUCUAAUAUUUGAUUGAAUUUGGUCUUAUUCUUUUUUUUUUUUUUGUCUUUAGACUGGUGAAUACACUUUAUGUACUUUUUUUACAACUAAUCAAAGUACUCAAUGAUCCCACCAUUACUAAUAUUGCAAUUUUCUGAUAUGGGUCUGCAUUUUGCAAUAUUUGGUCAUCUUAUACAAGAAAUUAGAUUUGUAUUUUCUUUUGGUAAUUAGUAUGUUUGUAACAAAAUCUUUUUCUUUCAUCUUUUUUUCCAAUGAUGUAAGCUCCACAAAUAUAAUGAAUAUUAAUAUAUACUAUUCUCUUGUUCAAUGUAACUUUGUUGUUUAAUAAUUUAAUGAAUAUAAUAUUUGUUAUUCUUUGCAUGCUCUUUAAUUUAUUGUAACUGUUCUCUAAUUUGUAAUUCCGUAACUUCAAUGUCCUUUAACUAUAGUCAUACUCAAUUGAACUAUGUAAAGUGGUCUGCACAAGGGCACAAUAUAAGGAUUGUUGAAUGAAUAAAUCUUUAAAUAUUUGGGUCUCAAGUAAUGGAAUAUUUCAGCACUUUUUCCCAUUGUCUCUAGGGUGAUAGGAUUAAAUGAGAUGCCUGAAACAAACAGAAAAAAAUCUCAAAUCAAUUUUUUCUUUUACCAUCAGGUAUUAUAGUAAAUAAAAUAUUUGAUAGCGUGAUAGUAUUUGAUUAAAAUACAAAGGGUGACACAGCCUCUUAUCUUGCAGUGAGAGAAAAGACCUUUUGUUGAUGCAAUAAAUCUUCAUAAGCAUGUUACAAUAAUUAAACUAUAAAGUAAGACAAGAGACAAGUUAUGAGACUUUUAUAUAUGGUGACCUACUCUUUCGGGGUUUUCCAUCAUAUUAGAAGAAGACAUCUAUUAUAGUGAAUAUUAAAGGUCUUCAGACAAGGUAAUGACAUGUAAAUGAGGGUGCAAUGGAGAUGGAAGAAGAUGAUUAAAUCAAUGUGACCUUGUAUUAGAAAGGAUAACAUUAAUAUAGACAUUUCAUCCAUUGCCCAUGUUUAUUAGAAAUCGGCACACUAACCUUGACCAGUAUUCAAUAUACAUGUAAAUUAAUACAAAUAAUAUAUUUUAACUCUCUAAAUAGGUUCAAAGUCUUAACUGACUGAAUAACAAUGUCAAUAAAUCUGUAAAUGUGAAACAUUAUUAAUAGCUACCUACUAUAAUAAUGUAGUCUUUCAAACCAAUCUACGAAUACAUUAUCUUUCAAAAUUGUAUUUUAAGGGCAUGUUCUUCAUAUGGCAUUUGUUGAUCAUAUAUUUUCAAAGGGCAUUUCUAUGUCAAAAGUUAGAAUUAGUAGAAUUCUUUGUUUGUAGCUUAAUUUGCAAGAUAAUCUUUCUAACAUGAAAAUACUUCAUCUAUCAAGCCAUUCAUACAUAUAAAUUUAGUAUCUCUGAUAAAACUUUCCUCCAAAUGUUCUCAGAGUUAUAUUUCAAAUUUAGGUCCUGUUUUAUCAUGUAUUUCUUUUCACAUUCUAUAUGUUCUAAUCAUAAUAAUUCAGUUUAAUAUCAUUGGAAACCCCAAGCCCAUCAGAUACUCAAGGAUAUUCAACUACUCAUGUUUUCAACUUGUCUCAUCUGAUUUGAAGCACAUCAUAAAAUACAUCAUUUUUGGAACACGCUAGAAAGGGUAAGUCCGGCAUCUAAUAAAUAAAUUUCAGGAAAUCUAUCCUUGAUCUUUUUUUUCAUAUGAAUAUACUGUAACUUCUUGAUACCAAACUUUCUGUAAAAAUAUCCCAACCAGAAGAAUAUCUCUUUAAUGAUAACAGAGGGUGUUUAAAAAAAUAAAAAAAAAUAAUGAUUAAAUAACAAAAAAUAAAAAUAAAUAAUCUGUCUAUCAUUUGUCUAUAUUUCUACUUAUAUUCUGCAUUAACAAUGUGAAUAGGAUAACAAAACCCAAACUGAAAAAUGGAAAAGAGAAGAUAGAUAGAUAGAUAGAUAGAUCGAUAGAUAGUUAGAUAGAUAGAUUUUUUUUUGCCUUUCUAUCAAUAUUAACCCAAAAACUCAUGUAAUUUUUAAGAUGGUAAAUAUUGUUACAUACAUUCAUCAUAAUAACUAGGCUGAAUAUACAUGAAGAUACUUUACCAUUUGAAAUUCAGUCUAGACAGUUUAUUCAAGUUUAUAAAUGGCAAGGGUGCAACCAAUCCCUUAAAUAUAUAAUACACAGGAGCAAAGGUAUGCCCUCUCACCCUGUCUAAAAAAAAUUUUUAUCUUGUACCUCAAACUACAGUCCUAGCUCUUGUAGUUGCCCUGUGUGCAUUUAAGGUAACAUUAUAUGUAUUUUCACAUAUUACAUAUAUAUGUAUUUUGAAAUGUGUGCUUAUAUAAGAGUGUAUAUUUGAAAUUAACUUCAAGUACACAUAGGAUUGGCAGCAAGCUAAAAAAAAAGUAUGAGAACUCAUCAAGAUACAAAAGGAAAUAAUAGCAGCUGCUUAACAGGUAACUGUGAAAACCACAUGUGGAGCUUCUCUGUUAUCUCUAAAUGUAUUAGUUAUUGAUUCAAAUUAAAGAUCCUACAAUGAUUAGACAUAUCAAAGAAAAGGAGGCACUGAAAUAAAUCCCCAUUAUAAUUGCCUCAUUAAUGAUCCCUUUCAAGUAAUUUACAUUUUCCCCUGUGUAACCAAAAUACAUUUUUGUGAUAAAAGCCAUAUUAUUAACCCCUUAGUGACCAGACUGUUUUAAAAUUUUCUUACCGUUAAGGACCAGGGCUGUUUGUGUUUAGCUGUAAUUUUCGUCUUACUCAUUCACUGUACCCACAUAUAUUAUAUACAGUUUUUCUCGUCAUGAAAUGGUCUUUCUUAAGAUACCAUUAUUUUCAUCAUAUCAUAUAAUUUACUAUAAAAAUAAUAAUAAAAUAUUCUGAAAAAAUUUAAAACAAACACGCAUUUUCGAACUUUGACCCGCAAAAUUUGCUAUGCAUUCACAACUGCCAAAAAACACCCAUGCUAAAUAGUUUCUAAAUUUUGACCUGAGCUUAGAAAUACCCAAUGGAACAUGUUUUUAUUUUAUUUUUUGCAAGUUAUAGGGCUAUAGGUAGAAGUAGUACAUUGCUUUUUCAAAAUAUAUAUUUUAUUUAUAUUUAAAAUGUAUCAAUAGUGACAUUGUAACACUGUUAUCUGUCAUAAAUCUGUGAAUCACACCUCACAUGUACAUAUCUUUUUAAAGUAGACAACCCAUGGUAUUCAAUAUGGAGUAUGUCCAGUCUUUUUUAGUAGCCACUUUGUCACAAACACUGGCCAAAGUUAGUGUUUUAUAAUUGUUUUUGCAUUUUUAACACACAAACAAAUAUACAUGCUAACUUUGACCAGUGUUUGUGACUAAGUGGCUACUAAUAAAGACUGAACAUACCCCAUUUGCAAUACCUUGGGUUGUCUUCUUUUGCAAAUGGUAUGCCAUCAUGGGGGUAAUUCUCAUUCCUACGCUCUCAAAGGUAACAUAACCAAUCUGGCAAAUUUCAAUGUGAAAAAACAGAAAAUCAAGCCUUAUAUUUGACCCUGUAACUUUCAAAAACACUAUAAAACCUGUACAUGGGGGGUACUGUUAUACUUGGAAGACUUCGCUGAACACAAUAUUAGUGUUUCAAAGACAUGUGCAAUUCGUUUUGGGUUCGAAUUUAAAUUUGGAUGAAUUUCGGCAAUUCGGACAUUCGGACGUUUCCUAAUGUCCGAAUUGCCAAAGUGCCUAAUUUCCGAAGUGCCAAUUGCCGAAGUCCCGAAUUGCCAAAGUACAGAAUUUCGGAAGUGCCGAAGUACUUUGGAUUUCUGAAAAGUGGCAAAACAGGAGAGGGAGGGAAAAUUAAGGGAAUGAUGACAGGAACCUAACCCCAACCCUUACCCUACCCCUAACCCUACCCCUAACCUACCCCUAACCCCAACCUUUCUCUAACCCUAACCCUACCCCUAAACCUAUCCCUAACCCAACCCCUAACUCUACCCCUAACCCUAAUCCUACCACUAAUCCUAACCCUACCCUAACCCCUAACCCUAAUCCUACCUCUAACCCAACCUUUAGGGUUAGGGGUAGACGUAGUGUUAGGGGUAGACGUAGGGUUAUGGGUAGGGGUAGGGUUAGGUUUAGAGGUAGGGUAAGGGAUAGGGUUAGGGAAUUCCCGAAGUGGCGAAUUGCCAAAGUCACAAGUUUUGGAAAUGCCGAACCGAACAGGCCUAUUAUAAAAUUCAGGCAAAAGACCUAGGGUCCACUCUUGAAAAACACACUCAUUGUCAGCUGGUGGAGGCCAUAAUAUUAAUAUUAAAGGGGGGAGGAAUUAAUGUCCUUCCUCAAACCCCCACCCACUGAUGGUGGGUGAGUGCUCUUAUUAUGAUAUUUAAAUGUGUGGACAUAAAGGGCCACCACCCAAAUAUUGGUAUGUCAAUCUCAGCAGUCACUUGGCUUAGUCACUUAGCCCACCUGCGGCAUGUUAGGUGGGGGUAUAAGGAGAUGUUAACCCCUUAUUGACAACAUAAACUUUUUAUAUAUUAAUUAACUUACUUUUCACUAGUAAUGUGGUUGCUGGUCAGCAAACUGCUAGUUCUACCAGAGGGUAAGUCAUUUUUGAAAUGAUUAUUCGCUUGUUUGAAAGCAAGUGAACAAUAAUUUGUGAAUGUGCACACUGACAGAUACAUUUGUUCCCGAAUUUUAUUAAAACCGGUGCUUUGCAAAUGUUGUACAGGAUUUAGAUGCGAAAGCACCUGUUUUAAACCAGACACCAGAUGCAUCCGGCCAAUUGCUACAGAUUCCCUAGGGCCAACUGAAUGUGGUAAUUUCUACAUAAUUUUGUCCGUCCUGUGUUUAGUAAAUAAUAAAUAAUCCCACAAGACUCUUCCCCUCCCUCCCCGUUGCAUUUAAUGUCUGGCUGGGGAGUUUGAAGAAUUCUUUGUUUGGCAUUCUGUUGUCAGGUCCCCCCCCCCACUUACCAAGUAGAGUGGCCUAAGCUGCAACACCUCUCCGUUGCCUGAAAACAGCACUCUCUGUGAAUUGGCAUGAGAUUGAGUGGCAAAAUGAAAAAUCCAGCUCCUGGCUUUACCCCUAUACAGGAUUCUACAGAUAAAAAGGAAGCAGUGGACCUCAAAGAUUGCACAUCAGACCAGAUAAGUAUGUAUUUGUGAAUAUAUGUGUGACUUUGUGCCUAUGUCUGUAUUACAUUGUUACUGUGUCUGUUUGACUGUAUGUGUGUGUCUGUGUGACUCUGUUCCUGAGUCUUUAUUUUGUUUUACUUCUUUUAGGUCUAUGUAUUUCUUCUAGACUGUGUGCACGUAUGUUUUCAUGCCUGUAUGUCUGUGUUUAUAUGACUGUCUGCCCUGUGUCCAUCUGUCUGUGUUUGUUUGAUUGUGUACCUGUAUGUUAUUGUAACUGAAUGGCUAUGUGCUUGUAUAACUGUGUGCUUGUGCCAGUAUGUUUUUUUGCGUGUAAGUCUAUAUCAGUAUGACGGUGCCUGCAUCUCUGUGUCUGUUUGAUUGUGUGCCUGGAUGUCUGUGUGUGUAUGAUUGUGUGUCUGAAUAUCUCUGUUGUCAUGCCUUUAUGCCUGCAUUAUUGUGUGACUACAAUAACAAAAAUAGAGACAUAAGAAAAACUAUUCAAAAACACUGGCACAUUUUAUCAGAAGACCCUGUUCUUAAUAAUCCAAGUUAAUCAAACCAUCCACUUUAUCCAAUGUUAAAGCUUUUUUUAAAUGCAGAAAAUGUAUCGUCUGCAAAACUACUCAAAUGUCAGUUCCAAAUAAGACCACUGAAUUCAAAUCAAACAUUACAAAUAAAAGUUAUAAUAUAAAACAUUUUAUCACAUGCUGCAUUAAAAAUGUCAUAUAUCUACUGGAGUGACCUUGUGGCCUCCAGUAUGUGGGCAUGACGUCCAGAAAUCUAAAAAAUAGGAUAUCCGAACAUUGUCGCAACAUUAGGAAUGGGUUUGAGAACCAUACGGUAUCUAAGCACGUUUUAACACAUCAUCAAAAAAAAACAAAUGUCCUUAAAUUCACACCAAUCCAAAUAUGUACAAUCCCAUGGAGAGGGAAAAUCUGAAAUGGAAUGGGUUUUCAAUCUUAAGACACUUACUCCUGAAGGUCUAAAUGCAGAUUUUGACCUUUUUAAUUUUUUGUAAACUAACAUUAUUAAUUAAUAUUUUAUAGCAUUUACUGACCACCCCCUUUUAUUUUGCUAUGUACUUCUCCUAUUUCCAUCUACGCCUCCAUAUCAUCAGAAGAACCCAUGUGUUUUAAAAUUUACAAUCAUCCAAUUAUGUACAAACUCCAUGAAAAGUAUUUUAGGAAAUAAAGAGAUGAAGUGGGUUUUUAAUUUAAUUUAUAUCCAUUAGUCCCAGAAGGUAUUAAUUCAUUGAGUUUAAUUUUCUUAUAUUGUUUUUAACUUUUCAUAACUCAUUAUUUUCUGACUAUAUUUUAACAUUCAAACCUGUUUUCCUAAAAAAUACCAUCAAACCAUAUAGCUUAUGUAUGUGUAUGUAUGUUACACUUUAUAGGUUUAAAUGCUUACUUGACACAUAAGUUUGUCCUUUAUAAAUAUGCUACUAUCCAUUACUUAUAUGCCUGUCACUUUAAAACUUGUCCUUGUCCCUUCUUAAAAGGAACUAUAUAUUCACUUAUAACUUUCUACUCCCCUCCCUCACGUUGCCCAAGAUGGCCACUACGUUAAUAUUCUAUACAGAACACUAUUGUAUUUGCAAACAAUAAUCUCUCCUCAUGUCAUUUCACUCUUUUAUGAGUGAUUCUACUCACUUUCAUUUAGUAUCUAUUUGCCUCUAAUUUCGGCCGUGAGGACUGCCCCCUUCCUGAUCACAUCCUGUAUUUUGGACGUGAUCAGCACUACAUUUCCCAUCCUGCCUUGCGGCGCUUACGGCAAUUGCCGGUUUCACUCACUCCUCUUCUAAUAUUCCCCUCCCACUCCUACACCUCAUCCCCUAAGCUCUUUCUCCAUUCACACUAAUUAUCAAACGCCCGCGAUCUUGCGACCUUUCACCCCCACAUCUCUCUUUUUACUUCUCCUUUCAGUCACAGUAAACGUAAACUUAAAGCAUUAAAUAUAGGUUCUACAUGGGAUCUGAACUAUCCUAUGUAGCAGUAAAUGUAAAACGAUCAUUAUUUACUUUUUUUAUGUAUCUGUUGUAUUUAUGUAUAAAGAAUAAUCAUGUGACCGCGGUCACAUGGUAAUGAAGUCAUUUUGGCGCCAACAUUCAAAUUUCAUGCCAUUUUAGUUACCUAUAUAAUGUAACUAGCCAGGAUUAUUUGUCUACACUUGAAAAGGCCUAUUUGUGGUGAAACGCGUUGUGUUUGUUAUGAUUUUGUUAAAAUGAAAGUAUUUUUAAACUACCUAUCUGCCCGUGGUUAGUCCUCUUACUUUUAUUUGUUUCUGUUUUAUCCUGGCUGAUUUUUUAUUAUUCUAAAGAUCCAGUACUACAAAAGAAAUCAUAGGUGGGCAUUAUUCCACUCACACCUGGUUCAUAGAGCAAAGUACAUUUCAUUUGACCUUUUACUUCUAUUUUUACUUCUAUUUUAUCUACUGAGAACACUAAGGGCCCUCUUUUGUGUUUUUUUUUCAUAAGUCCUGCAUUGCAAAUAUCGCUAGAAGGAUACCCUACAUGUGCAGAUUUUAAAUACCACUGUAUGCUGUUUUACUCAGAGCUGGUGAUAGCUCUCUCAAUUGUAAGUUGGCACUCUUGGGACCUCAGUGUUUGGUUGAAGUUGUAGGUUGUGACGAAGUGCCCUUCGCCAAUUGUGCCUGGAGAGGACUGCUUGCCCACCUCUUGCCCUGUGACUAUGGCCCCUGGGAUGUAUUGCCCUUUAAAGACAUGAUUUGGGCAUAAUGGAUUUGUGUUGUGCUGCUGCUGGCCCUUUAAGAACCAUCUGGGGACAUACUGUGGAGUUACUGGGUGGCCACCAUUUUCUGUAUCAGAAGUACAUGGUGAGAACAAUGGAUGGCGGCCAUUUUAACUCACAGACACUGUUUGGACUUUUCAACAUGGUGCCAUCUCGCCAGUAUUUGGUGCACAGAGAAAUCGUGCGGUGGUUUUGGACUAUACAGCAGGGGACACAUUAUACAGUGAUUGUUUUUCAUUUAGCCUGUAUAUGUUCUGCAGAAUCUGCAUUAAACUGUAUUUUCCAAAGUACUGAACGGAUCUGGGUGAAUUUUGGAUAUGUGGUUCACCCAGAUCCCCCGGUUCCAAGGAUUUUUAUGGGGUUAUUGCAUGUUUUGGGGUCCCUGUGUGUUUUAUGAAACUGUAUUAUUUCUGGCCAGCAGAUAAUUGAGCUUUGUGUAUUGUAGAAACUCAAUUAUCUAGCCUGGCCCAGAGGAGGAGUUUUGUGUUGCAUAAAUUGUGAGUUCUGUGUGCCAGUAAAUCAGUCUUGUUCCAGCAUUAAGCCUUGGCUCAUGUUUGGGGGAUUGGAGAAAUACACUCUGGGGAUUGCUAUAAUCACUAUACUCCCCAGGGUAUGAUCACUAAGUUCUGCUAAGAGCUUGUUCCUGUUCCUGCUCUCUGGGGAAAGAGAGGUUCACCCACUGGAAGCAGGAUACCACUGUAUGCUGUUUUACCUAGAGCUGUAUAUUGUGAGUUGGCACUUCUCUAUUUCUAUGUUGUCCGUGACACCAUUUCCUAACGGUUUUGCACUAUUGGUCCCUUACUGUUUCUGCUUUUGUAUUUCAUAUUAACUACUGAAGACCCAAAUCAAGAACCAAAGAAUACCUAUCCAAGGUCCACAUUGCAUUUUCAGAGACUUUUUGUACUUCCUUCUUUCUGUGUAUAUUAUCUCUCGUUGUUCUACUUAGCCCACCCUGUAUUUGCUGUUUCCUGCAUUAUUGUGUGUCUGUAUAUUUGCCUAUAAUAUUUUUGUAUGAUUUAAGUAAGAAAUGUAAGGAACGUUUGCACAAAACCAUGUGUUUAUAAGUUUUGCCACUGACAACAAUCACACUGAGCCAUCUCACUCACUCAAAUGUAUUGCUUGUUGGGGAGAGACAAGAGGGUCCUUUUUUAUUCUUGUACUAAGGCCCAGUGGUUCAUAUCAGUGGUUCAUACCAUUAUAUAUAUACACCCAUGACGGAGUAUGUAAGGAUAUUAAAUAUUUUAUUAUUAUAUUGUGUUAUUUUAACUUAUAUUUUAUCAGGAUACUACUAACAAAGUCAGUUUGUGAGAUUUUAUUUUUUUAUUUUAUUUAUUUGUUAACUAAUGUCUGAAUGGUCCUGUACCAAAUGGGAAAAAAAAGUCAGACGGCAUACAGGGACUGCAAAAAUGGCAAAUUGUUAAUGCUAUCCAACAAUGUCGAGAUAUUGCUGUUUAGAACAGACCGGAAUCUAAUCUAUAUUUCAGCCAGACUGCACACAGUUGGACAUCUGAAAUCUGGACUAAAUGCUUUAAAUCUGGGCUCAGAUUUUGAAAAAAUAAUCUGAACUAUUUGCUUUUUGGGAACAUUAUGCAUGAUAUUACAUUGUGUGGUAAAAUUUCACAUGCUAUACAAUAAGAGUAAGAAGGCUCUGAUUGGUUGGUUUGUAAGCAAACCAAUCAGAGUGCUCUCACAGCCAAGGUUUAAUUCUUUGGUUGUAAAAAUACUUUGAUUGUUGUGCUUACAAGACAAUCAGAUCACUUUCACUGUUUUGCAUAGCUGUUUUUCAUGCCUUUAAAAGGGCUUUUCCCACUAUGAGCAUUCAGCCCUCAUGGGACAAAGAAGGAUUCAUUUUAUUGAAUUGUAGUUUUAAUGGUUUUAUUUUUAUUUUUUUAAAUAUUCAUCAAUUUUGUCACUUAUUAUGGAUUUUAAUUUGAAUUUUAUGGGGCUGAAGAAAGGAAGAAAUAAAAGAAAUAAGUCUUCUGAUGGGUUAGUAUAUUUAUUUAGCCCAUAUUAGUUUAAUUCCCCCCCUUAAUAUUAUUGGGGUAAAGGAUGGUAGGUAGGGACAUUUGUUAUGGGGAGGGGCUUAGGGAUUAGGGGAGACAUAUCAUUACUCGAGGGUUGGACUCACCCCGUAUUAUUUAAUUAAUUAGAGCCUCAACUUGCUGCCCUUUGGUGGGGUAAUGGUGAAAAACUAGGUUUCAACAUUUAAAUAUUAUAAAUAGUGCCAGACCCCUUGCCAAUGGCUGCAGGCAGAGGGGGAGGUAAGGUUGUUCCCACAUUCAUUUUAUUAAAUGGCCACCACCUGCUAGAAAUGGCUAAUGAAAAUUUCUGUCCAGCACCCAUUACUUAACUUAAAGUUCUCCACUCCAUCAGUGGGGGUAUGGGAGGGAAAUAUGUCCUUCCCCCUUGUUAUACAACUGUCCCACCCCAUUGUAAUGUGGUGUUUUUAUCGAAUAGGCAACAAUGGCGGCAUGGCAGGUGGAUGUAUAUGUAGAUAAAAUAAGGGUAAGUAGUAAAGGAUUUAAUGACCCCCAUAGGCUUUUUAUUUAUUUAUUCAUUUAUUUAUUUUAACUGUAUUAUAUGGUGGCAGGCUCCACCACAUAAUAAAACCUUGCAACACUGCGGUUUUUAUAACUAUUUGCCCACUCGCUACUUGAUUCAUUAGGUUCAAUAUUUUGAUAAUUCUGUGCUUUGUGCAUAUUUAAAAUCCUAUAUUUUGUUUUGGAUUUGGAUGCAAAAGCACAUAUUUUAAUCCAAACACCGAAUAGAUCUUGUAAUAACUAAUCAUUUCAAACAUAUUUUCAAACAUUUAAUGUAGGGAACACUUGGGGAAUGGAUGACCAUAAUAUGGUAUCAUUUGAGAUAAAUUAAAAAAAAAAAAAUUAUAUGGACUUUACAAAAAUGUUUAGUUUAAAAAAAAGUUAAUUUCUAACAAAUUGCCUGGCAGGAAUUAUUCACUAGCAAAAGCCCAGAGGAUAAAUGGAAGGUAUUUUAACAAAGUCUACAAAAGUGUGUGUGUCUGUGUGUGUGCACACAUCUCUGUAUGUGCAUCUGUGUGUCAGGGUGUGUGUUUUUAUGUAAGUGUGUGUAUCUGUGUCAUGGUGUGUGCAUGUAUCAAUGUGUGUGUGUGUCAGGGUGCAUGUGUGUAUAUGUUGGUGUAUAUCUAUGUGUGUAUAUGUGUCGUGUGUAUCUAUGUAUGUGUCGGUGUCUAUAUGAAUUUGUGUGUAUGUGUUGGUGUAUUUAUAUGUAUCUGUAUGUAAAUGUGCAUUAAUAUCUGUUUAUGUUUGUACGUAUGUAUGUGGUAGUGUAUGUGCACACAUCCAAGCAGUCAAACACCAGCACAACAUACAAGCACACUCCUGCAAUCCAACACAAAUAUUACAUACAAACACUCCCCUGCAUUCAAAUCCCCCAAAAAUAUACAGACACACCUUUACUCAAACACAAAUACUUCACACAAAUGUACAUCCACAUUUAAAAGUCAGCAUUACAUUCAGACACACCCCUGCAAUAAAAUGCAAACAUUACACACAAACAGACCCUGUAUUAAAACACUAAAACUAUAUAAAACUUAUUCUAAUCCUAGUAGGCUCUUUAAAUGGCUCCCCGAUCCCUGUUGCAUCCGUAUACUCACCAAAUAACUCACAGAUCUCCUUCUUACGUAAUUGCUUCAAAAAAUACCUGAAAUAUGACAGGGGAAUAUCUUCAUCUGCUGGGAUUCUAAUAGCACCCUAGACCCAGCUUUAAAUAUUAGAAGGGAACACAACUGCAUCUAUGACCCAAAGCCACCAAUUAUCUAAUUAUUGGAUACACAUGACCUAUAUGACACUUGGCAGGCAUUGUACCCUGAAGCAAGGGAAUACACAUUUUUCUCCACUCCACACCUCACCUACACUUGCAUAGACAUGUGCAUCGUGAACAAGUUCACAUUACAUAAAAACACAGAAAAGAAAUAGGGAGGUGCAAUGAAUAAAAUAAACCAGUAUUAUACUUAUAUCAGGUGGAUCUCUGAAUCAACCUAAAAAUAAAAAAAUAUACAUAGCAUAAUACUGUAACACAUUAGCAGAAUUAAUCGGAGGUAAUGGGUCACUCACGAUCUGCAGAGCCUUGGAAAGCAGGCUCUUGCUGUAAAAGCUUGUGAAUAAUCAGCUUAUUCUGGCUAUCUCCAAUGAUGUAUCCUUGUUUUGAGGCUCCUAGAUGUUUUUUACUGUUGUUUUGAAAGUAAAAAACUUUUUAAAAUCCAUCUGGUUUUGUAUCCGUGGUGUGGGAGAAAAUACCUGAUUACCAAACAUCAUUGGAGAUAGCCAGAAUAAGCUGAUUAUUCACAAGCUUUUACAGCAAGAGCCUGCUUUCCAAGGCUCUGCAGAUCGUGAGUGACCCAUUACCUCCGAUUAAUUCUGCUAAUGUGUUACAGUAUUAUGCUAUGUAUAUUUUUUUAUUUUUAGGUUGAUUCAGAGAUCCACCUGAUAUAAGUAUAAUACUGGUUUAUUUUAUUCAUUGCACCUCCCUAUUUCUUUUCUGUGUUUUUAUCAAUGAUAUAUGCUUAAAGUGCUGUUUGGUGAUUCUUUGGCACUUGGGAGUUGUUGCACCGCUUGACCUUUAGAUAUAGCGCCAAUCCACCUAUAUAUUUCCCUGGCUUUCCAGGAAAUCUAUUCUGUUUCUAGUGUGUUAAAGUUCACAUUACAGCUUAUCCUGGAAGUAUCCAUUGGGGAUAAAACGUGGUCUGACCACGCGCCCGUAUAUGUUAUGGUUAAGUUCCUGUUCCAUGCUAGAGGUAUGGGUAAAUUGAGAAUAAACAAAGCCUUACUAGACAACACACAAACAAUGCCCACAAUAAAACAGGAUGUGAAAAUUUAUUUUCAAAACAAUCUUACUGACCAAUCCUCAAUUACUACCCAUUGGCUCGCACAUAAGUAGUAGGAGGUACACUAAUCCACAUUAAAAAGGAAACUCAUCGCCACUUAGACGAGGCUACUCAAGGAACUUCACACCCUUGACCCCAAAAUAAAACCAAACCCUCUAAAUUAAUUACUAAGCAAUUAGAAGAACUAUGUAAAUCACUGCAGGCUGUGGCUCUGCAAGACACAGAAAGGCAAAUGAUGGCCCUCAAUCUUAGAUACUACAUGCAGGGAAAUAAAGCAGGGAAACUGCUGGCACAACAGCUCAAAACCAAAUACCUAGAAACCAAAAUCUCCUUCAUACUUUCCUCACAAAAUACUAAAUUAUACAAUCUUACUGACAUUGUGAAUGAGCUAGCAAUGUUCUACACUAAACUAUAUAAUUUACAAGACGAUAUCACUGUACCCCAACAUAGACAGAUUCUUGGAGGAAAUAUGCCUACUGACACUGUUUAUACAACAGGCAGCUGAGCUAAAGGCUCCAUUUACAGAAGAUGAAAUAAGAAGGGCAAUUUUCUCACUGUCCAAACAAAGUCCCAGGCCCAGAUGGCUUUUCAAACUAUUAUUACAUCACUUUAUGUUCCGAACUAACUCCUCACAAAACUGUUCAACCACAUCAAAGCAACAGGGAAUGUGCCUAUGGAGAUGCUAGAGGCCAGGUAAAGCCCCUUCCGAAUGUGCCAACCUAUAUCCCAUCUCCCUGCUUAAUGCAGUUAUCAAAUUAUAUGCCAAGCCCCUGGCAUCUUGGCUUAAACCCAUGUUGCAGGAGCUAGUGUCUGUGGAGCAGACAGGGUUCGUCCCAGGCAGACAGGUGGGUCAAAAUACGAGACCCUUUGUCAACCUAAUACAUUGGGCCACCAAAAAAACAUCAACACGGGAUACUCCUGGCUCUAGACGCAAAAAAAGCAUUUGAUCGCUUGAACUGGGAAUACAUGAAUGCUACCCUGUUAAAACUGGGGACCCCACCUGCAUUUAUAACCAGUAUCAUGGCUUUAUACUCAGGUCCAUCAGCAAAAAUCUUCAACUCUGGGUUUCUAUAAAAUACGUUUUAUAUCUUCAACGGUACCCGCCAGAGAUGUCCCCUGUCCCACUAGUGUUCAUAUUAUGCUUGGAACCAUUAGUAAGACAUAUUAAGAUGCAGAACAUGAUAUCCACCCCGAUAGGUGAACAAAAAUAGCCUUAUUCGUGGAUGAAAUCCUCCUGUAUAUAGUACUACAUCCCCUCUAAGUUGGAGAUGCAAGGAAGGAACGGGUUCAUUCAUUCACAUUUUCUGAGAUUGUCCCAAACUAACGGCUUAUUGGUCAAACGUCGAGGAAACUAUUCAAAAAAUUACCAAAACCACCUUGCCCUUUACACCAGCAUGCUAUCUGCUCCACAUAAUCCCAAAUUUGGAUUCAGUGGAUAACUAAGGUGGUGCUCAUUCACCUGUUACUAGUCGCUAAGAUAAACAUUGCAGGCCAUUGGAGGGGAACAGCUCCACCUAUGAUACUGGAAGUUACAAAUAGACUGGUAGCCAUGAGCGAGUUGGAAAAGAUGGCAUUCAGAGCGAGAGGGAUGGAAGCAGCCUGCUAUAGGAUAUGGGACUGCUGGCUAAAAAGCACCCAUUCAAAACACACUUAAUUGUAUCCUUUUGCAUGUAUCCAUGUAUCAAGUUGCCAGAAACUGAUGAAGCCAUGGAGCCUCCACCCCAUGCCACUCGAGACAGUACACAGUUACAAUAGGUAGUAUCCCAUUCCCCCUGGCAGUCAGUAAGGGUCACAGAGGGCUGCAUAGGUGGUCAACGCUACCUCUGUCCUUUAUUUAAGUUGUAUUUAUGCUUAUACCUCUAUUUCUAUUUAUGUUUAUUUCUUUCCUGCAAUUUGUGUUGUUAACCUCCAAGCACCUCCUGGAUGUAGAUGAUGUCUCUUCCAAGCGCUUCUCAUACUCAUGCUGGAUGUCUAAUGUUGAUAUUGUUAAUGUACUGUAAUCUGACAAUAUUGUGUUGAUGCCGCUGUGUAAUGCAAUUUAGCUGAAACAAUGUUAGAUAAAUGGCUCUACAAUGUAAUUGAAUGACCUCGGCUCUAUAGCAGGAAAUAAGGGACUGUAACAUUGAAAUAUGCUUGCAUGGUGCACUAAUGAUCCUAUUGUUUUUCUUUUCUGUUAUUACCCUUAAAAAAAUAAAUUAAAAAAAAUGAGAUAUUGAAGAAGCUUUUUUUUGUUUACAACAGAGGAAAUGGCUCUUUAUAGUAAAAACAUUAAAGAUAUGGAAUUAUCUACCUAAGGAGGCUGAUAUUUUUAAAACUGGCCUCAAUGCUUUUUUGAAAAAGCAGAAUAUUGAAUAUAUAAUGGUUAUGCAUGUGAGCAGGUUCCUGAUCCGAAGAGAAAUCUGAUUGCCAGAAGGAUUUUUUCCCUUUUUAUGGCAUAAUUGGAAAUGGCUACAAUAGGUUUUUUGUUUAGUUUUUGCCUUCUUUUAGAUCAUCAGCAUAGAAGUAUGGGUUUCAAUUUUUGAAGUUAUUAAACUUUAGUCUUUUUCCAACCUAGCUUGCUAUGUAACUAUGCAUCCAAGUGAUUGCUUCAAAUAUGGUUGGACUGAUUGAAUUUCAACCAGAAUUGGCUUUAAUAAAUCUGCAAGAUGCAAAUACGAUGUGAAUUCAGUCAUAGUCACUGGACAAAAUUCUGUGUUCAGUGAAUAACCCCGAAAGUGUUCUGUUCUAAAACGUGGUGCAAAAAUGUUACACCAAACGGUCCAUUGGUUUCCAUGUUUAUUACCUUACCUUUAGUACUUUAGACCCUCUAUGUCUUAAAAUACUAAAAACCAGAGAUCACUUGCACUAUAAUAGCAAAACUAAUUACAAUAUGAAGACAAAAGACAUAUGCAAAGAUAAGACUUUCCUGUGAUUUUUUUUUUAAUUUUUAUUAAAGUUAUAAUUUUUUACACAGCAAAUAAUAACGAAUAGUCAAACAUACAAUUCAGGGAAGGAAAGGGCAGGAUUCAUCCUUAUUAGUAAACAUAUGAAAUAGUGUACAAAACAUUAGUUAUACAUCUUUGAACUUAAAAUAUAUAUCUAUAAACUAAUUUUUUUUUAAUAUCUUCUUCCCAUUUAACCCAAAUAUGUUGAAGAUUUACAAAUAAAUGUGUAUUUUUUCUAUAAGACAUUUUGUUUGUUUUACUAUCUAAGAUCAUUGUUAAAACUUUGCUACGUUUAGGUAAAGUUUUAGACUUCCAGCAUCUAGAGAAACAUGAAGUAGCUGCAAUUAGAAUGUGGCUAUUAUUAUUUUGUCAAUUUUCCCAACAGACUCCAUGAGUUUCUUAAAUAGUUCUAGCUCUGAUGUCAAGGUACUUAUAUUCUUAUUCAAUUUAGUAAUCAAAUCGUGAAUCAUUUUUCAAUAACUGGCGAGUUUUGGACAAAACCACCAUAUGUGUGCCAUGUUCCCUGUACCUCCACAAUCCCUCCAACACCGAUCUGAAUCCACAGAUAUAAAAUCUUAUAAUGGUUUUCAAAAUGGUCAGUGUGGCGAAAGUAACCUCGCCACUGGUUUUUGGAGGGGCCUGUUUUCCAGCCUCCUGCCCUGCGACUAUGGCCCUGGGAUGUAUUGCCCUUCUAGGAACUGAUGUGGGCAUACUUGAUUUUAUUAUGCUGCUGCUGGCCCUUUAAGAACCAUCUGGGGACAUACUGUGGAGUUACUGGGCGGCUACCAUUUCAUGUAUCAGAGGCACAUGGUGAGAACAAUGGAUGAAGCACAUGGUGAGAACAAUGGAUGGCGGCCAUUUUAACUCACAGACACUGUUUUGACUUUUCUACACGGUGCCAUCUCGCCGGUAUUUGGUGCACAAAGACAUCGUGCAGUAGUUUUAAACUAUAGAACAGGGGACACAUUUAACAGUAAUUAUUUUUCAUAUAGCCUGUAUAUGUUCUGCAGAAUCUGCAUUAAACCGUAUCUUUCAAACUACUGAACGGAUCUGGGUGAAUUUUGGAUAUGGGGUUAUUGCAUGUUUUGGGGGUCCCUAUGAUAUGUUUUAUAAUACUGUAUUUCUCUGCCUGUGAUAAUUAUAUUAACCAUUGUGUUCAGUAAUCAUAUCACAGGCAGAGGGGAGGAUUUUGUGUGGGAGUGUCUGUGUGUAUUGUACGGAUUAAUUGGUUGUAUUUCAAAACCCUGUGGGCAGUAUUAUGUUUGUAGAAUGUGAAUAAAAGAGGCUGUAUGUGCCAGUACAGACAGUUCUACUUCACCCUCAAUUUGGAGUGCCAUCUCUUAUUGGGGGAAUCUGCUACAAGGGAUUGCUAUGCUCUGCAUAUUCCCUUGCUAUAAUCACUCCUAAGCUCUUUUAAGAGCUUGUUCCUGCUUCACUCUCUUGGAUGUAGGUCCAGGGUGGGUAAGAGACGGCGAGACCCCAACCAAGCUACGGCGGUUCGUGGGGUCUUCAGUGGUUAUGGUGUCUGCCAGAGUGCUCUGAGCCCUCAGGAAGCGCUAGGAGAAUCCUUCAACGGAGGUACCCUGUCAAGGUGCCAGGUGAUCCGUUACAGUCGGUACAGUAUGAUAUUUUCUUGUGAAGUAAAAUAACAAAAACAUUCUUUCAAACUGUAUUUUGUACCCAACUGCGUCUCCCAUGACAACAUGUGUCUCAACUUAUCUGAAGGUUCAACAUUAUAAACUGAGUAGCAUAAAGAAAUUAUACCUUUUCUUCCUGGUUCAUGAAGGAAAACCUUUUCCAAGGUCAAAAGUACAAGUGUCUUAUAGUUUUUAUCUAGUUUCUGAAAUGUUGACUAAUUCUUUCAACUUAUUUAUAUUCACUGAACAGUUAAAUUUAGAUUCGUCCUGUAAACCAUAGUGAAAAUGUAAUUUAUCAAAAGACAUAAUCGCGUUGCCAUGAAAAAAGUUAUCCAGAUGAUUUAUGGAAUAAGAAUGCCAGAAAUCUGUAUCUAAGGACAGUACUUAUUCCUUCAGUGGCAUAGCUCUAUAUAAGCCUCUGGUAUGAUUGUUGUUUCUAAAAACAAGGUCCCAUGAGUGUUGUUUUAGUUGAAAAAAAUAAACUGGUAGUUCUAGGUCUCUUUUCCAGGCCUACCCAAAGAAUCUCCUUAAGUCUAAAUGAAAAGCUUUACCCUUCUCCAUUUCUUGCCAUCUCAUUUUAUUAAAAUUGUUAUUAAAACAAUUUUAAUAAGGGGGGGCGGAGCUAGCAACAGACCCGGCCAGACGCAAGUUUAAAGAGCUCUGACACGAACGAGCGAUAAACGGCCAAUUUGACCCGCAAAAAUCGAGGCAAACAGGCUGGCACCUACCCUGGAGGUGGACACAACCAUGGGCUGAAAAUCGAAAAAAAACAAGUCGGACCGAGUAUCUAACAGCUGAGAUAUUGGCGAUUUCCUGCGCCGCGCACAGCAGACCGCAUGGCCCAAUAUGGCGCCUCCGGAUGAAGCAUCCUCUUACUCCUCCAAGGACUUCCAUACAGAUCUGGACAGAGGAGCCAUGCUGGGAGCAGAGCCGAAGGUACGACCUACCCCAUCUGCUGGCCAAGAACCAAUUACUAAAGAUAUGCUGCAAUCCCUGCUAACAGAACUGCGCUCCAAUAUAGCAGCCGAUAUUGCACAAUUUAAAGAGACAGUAAAUGGGGCACUCACACGACUCGCGGUCCUAGAGGCCACCUCCAGCAGCCAAGAAUCCAGAAUCACUAAAGUGGAGCGGAGGCUUGAGGAGUUCCACUUGGCCCAGAGGGGAAUGGAAGCCAGGGUCGAUACACUAGAAAACCAGAGGCGACGGCACAACCUUAAACUGAGGGGCAUCCCUGGCACAGUGAGUACGGAGGAAACGCCGCACUACAUAAGGCGACUCAUCUCCACCCUGCUACCGACCAAACAGGCAAAGGCACUUAAAGCGGACGGCAUGUUCAGGCUACCAACACCAAAAAAACGCCCCAAACACUGCCACAGUGGACCUUAUUCUCCGCUUUCAAACCAUGCAAGACAUGCAAGAUAGAGCCUUAAUCUCUUCAGCAGUGAGAGGGAAAACCCCCAUCCAAUACGAAGGCUGAUACCUGCUUGUAUUCCCUGACCUAACCAAAAAGACACUACUUUGGCACAGAUCAAUGAAACCCCUUCUCCACAUCCUAAGAGAUCAGGACGUGACAUACCGCUGGGGAAACUCUAGACAUCUCAUACUCACUCACCAGGGAGGCACCUACAGGGCCAAGAACCCACAAGAACUGGAGACCGCUACGCGCAGCCUGAAGCUGCUACCUGAACAGGACGCAUCGACCUCCCGUCUCCGCAACAUGGAUCCAUCUAGAAUCCCGGCUUUCACACCAAGGUCACUCUCUGAACACCCACCUGGACCACCGGUAACUUGACGGACCUGUGACACAUAGUCCGGCUAAAGGAGAUAACUCCACUAACAAGCCUGAAGGACUAUACGUGACCGAAGGAAUAUGCAGACGAACUGCAUACUGAAUGCUCUACAAUUCUCUAAUACUAUUGUGACGAGACCAAUCUCGCCACAUUGCAUUGGAGGAGCCUGGUUGCCCACCUGCUGCCUUUGGAUUAUGGACCGGCAGCUAAAGGGUUAAUUUUACUGUGCAGAAGGAUUUAUUUCUCCCUUUCUGCACAGCCGUUCGGUAGAUUCUAUCUACCGAACAAACAGACUUCUAUCAGCCUCCCCAGAGCCGUGGGAAGCCGGCCGGCGACCAUAAUUGGCCACCCAGAAGCUGGAGUACGCCCUCCAGUUACCUCCCUGAAGCCGCGGUUAACCGCGGCUUAACGAGCGUGUGCCGGCAAUUGACCACCCAGUAGCUGCGGUUAUCCGCAGCUUAAUUGAUUGUUACUGGGUGGUCGCGGUUACACUUAGCCGCCACACGAUGGCGGUGUUCUGGAGCUCCCCGGGCAGCCAGCGCUUUUCUGCCCGGCUUUCCUGCACCAAACCCAGACACUUUUAUGUGCAGGCACCGCUGAACCUCCAACCCCUGGUUCUAAUUUGUACGGAUUUACCGAAUGCAUGUAAAUUCGGUAUUUUAUGAUGGAGGAAUGUUUUAAUCCAGAUAGCUAUGCCAUGGAGCCUGUUUGUGGAAUUAAAGACUUUGGCUCCAUGGCAAUUAAACUGUAUUUGUGUGGUCUGAGUGCCAUUCACCUAAUAAUGUGCACUCAGACCUGAGCUAUCUGGGGAUAUGUUACAUGUAUAUAUUUACUGUACCAUUUGUCCCAUUAUGUAUUUUAAAGUGAUAGUCUGUCUUUGUGUCCCCACAUGUGUAAUGGAGUUUUGCCUUUGUCCUGCGAGAUAAUUGAAUUACUUCUCCAGGGCAGAGGGGAGGAAGCCAGGAUGCAUUGUGGGGAUGUUUUACUUCUGUAUGUCUGUAAUUGGUACAUGUCUGUCUUUUGUUACAGUCUUCCAUCUGGUCCCCUAGGGGAGUGUCCACCAGGUGGGAGACCUGCAUAAAUACUGGGCAGGUAGCCCUCAUUAAACAGACCACUGCUUGACCCUCAACACGGAGCUCUGUCUCGUCUUUGGGGGGAUUUACUGUAUGCUGAUAGAGACUGAUUGCCAGGAGUGUAAGCCGCUUGGGUGCUUUUCCUGUUCGUCUGCUAGCAGCUAUUCGUGAGGUUCCAGUUCGAGUGUUUGGAGCAUUCCCUUGUAUGCAGUUCGAGUGUUUGGAGCAUUCCCUUGUAUGCAGUUCGGGUGUUUGGAACAUUCACUUGUAUGCAGUUCGGGUGUUUGGAGCAUUCACUUGUAUUCAAUUCGUGAGUUUUGGUGAUUCUACAGUAGCUGUGCCUGUCUCUGAAAGGGGAUUAUCGUCUAAGCGGUUUUUACCCCUUUUGUGCAAAACGGUCCGUUACAACUAUUUUCAUGUUUAUUGGUUGAAUAGUUAUCCGUUGCUGAGAUCCUACUUAUCCGAAAUUACCCUCCACAUCCUCUGUAACAAACUCUGUUAACUCAACAGGGAAUUGAUACACCCCGACCGGGACGCUAUCCUGAUAAAUCUACUAAGAGGGUGCACGACACUCGAGAUGUCCCCUCCCACCCCCCCCCCACUCUUGACAGUACUAAACGUAGGCCCCAUGGUUGUAUUGUGGGAGGGAGUUACCUUGUACCUAGAGUAUGGUGUACAUCUUGUUGGACGCUACCUGUUAGCCCUCAUGCCUAAUUACACACAAAAAACCUCACACCACUCCGUAUUUACCCAUAUAUAAUGUCUAAACAAUAUGCUUGUGUUAAUGUAUACCAACGUGAUGAACAGAUCAUUUGUUGCAUACUCACGAGUGGAGUGAGGCAAAAAUAAAGAAUUAAAAAACAAAACAAAACAAUUUUAAUAAAAAUUUGGUAGCGAAAUAGUAUUUACGAAUAUCGGGUACACCAAUACCUCCAUUGGAUUUAUUAUGUUGCAAAUUAGUCAGUUUGAUCAUACUUGAUUUCUUAUUCCAAGUAAACUUUAAAAUCACUGAAUUCAUUUUUUAUUUUUUUUUAAAACAAUAACAGGACAGACAGGAGUAUGGUCCUGAAGUAGUACAAAAUUUUGGGGAGGAUUAUCAUCUUAACAGACGCAGUCUUACCCAACCAUGAGAGCUCCAACCCGCAUCAUCUCUCCAUCUCCUUCUGUAAGUCGGGCAACGCCCUAUUCAAAUUAUAUGCAUUCAAAGAAUGCAUUUUUGUUAAGUUUUUGCAUAGACAAAUGCCUAAAUAGUCUGUAAAAUCACUUCUCCAAUCAUAUGGGUAUGAACUCUUUAAAGGCAUAAGAUAUAAAUGACUAAUAUUAAAAGGGAAGAGCCUGCGUCUUAGUUUCAUUAAGCUUGUAAUAUGAUACCUCUCCAAACUCACGCAAUAUAUCCUUCAAAUGUCUCAAGGUUGGUUCAGGUUUUUAAUAAUAUCAUGUGCAAACAAUCUGAAAUUGUGAAUUGUUUCACCAAACCCUAUACCUUCUAUAUCUGGACUUAGUCUGAUGAGCUCAGCCAAGUUUUCAAUAGUGAUGACAAAUAAGAGUGGGGAUAAAGGGCACCCUUGUCUGGUUCCAUUAGACAGAGAAAAGGUCUCAGACUCGAAACCAGAAGCAUUUGCAUGCAUGCACAAAUACCUCCAGUGAAAUCUAUCAAACGCCUUCUCCGUGUCUAGAGAUGGAAGCAGAGAAGAUGUCUUAAAUAAAUUAAUAUGUUGAAUCAAGUUGAUAAACCCCCUCAUUCCAUCUGGUGCCUGUCUACCCUGUACAAAACCUACUUGGUCCCUAUUAAUAAUCAGCAGAAUCAAUUUAGCCAAUCUAAUUGCUAACACCUUGGAAUAUAUCUUUGAAUCAUUAUUAGUAAGAUAAAUAUUCCUAAAAUUAGGACACUUAUUUGGAGAUUUACCCGUUUUUGGCAAACUGGGAUUUUUGAUCUGUGACAGAAAAUUUAAAAAAAAGAUGGCUGGUAAAAUAAUAAUUAGAGGCUCCCAACUGUCACUGAGUAAACAAUCAUUACUCCAGAUCCUAUGUUUGUUCUUUUUUUUCUUUCCUCCUUGGUGCUAUGAACAUGUCAUUUUACUUUUAUUUGGGUCACAUGCCAAAGCCUGCAGCAAACAUAACUUUAUUAGGACUGGUUGGGUUGGAGCGUAAGACCCCUUUCUCUUAAUGUACACCACAUCUUUUGUAAUUGUUUGUCAACUUACUCAGGGUCUUCGAGUCCCUAGUCACCUCCUCAAGAAGAGCUAGAAGCUCUCUACAUUGAGCUAAGCCUGGUUCUUCAGGGUGCAGCUCAUUAGCUGCAAGUGAUCAUUUAAUGCUCUCAGCCAAUAAGUUGGUCCUUCACACACGGGUCUACCACAUGAGAGUUAGUAGAAGCAUGCAGGAGUUUUGGGCUCUCAGCAAAGAAAUUAAUUUGCAACUCUUUCCGUUGAGUGACGCGGGGGAACAACUGGCACUAUGACCACUAUUGGAUGCUGUAGAGGUUAUGAUGCUUGGAGUAUUAAUUUAAAUGACUACUAUAAUGUUUCAAAGUUGACACAUAUAAAUGUAAACUUUCACCAAUAGUGAUUUUAUUGUCUUAGUGAUAUUUCUGCAUGUAGACCAUGCUUGCUAUUUGAUUUGGAGAAUGUUCUUUUUGGGCAAACUCUACCUAAAACACCACUUAAAUUGACACUCCAGUCGCCAUAGCAGCUCAGGUACAUAUCUUUUUUUUUUUAUUGGGGAGCUACUGAUUGGCUUAGAGCAUCAGCUGGUCAUCUAGUCAAUCAGUGGUGCUCCUGGCGAGCGGCAAUCUGCGAUUCCAAAAUGUCAACUUGGAAUCUGGAUGUCACACAGAGAACUGGAAAACCAACUCUGGAGGCAACCUUUGGGGUUAAACCGGGUUUGGUUUCUAUGGUAACCAAAAUGAUACUUUAAAAUGUAAAGCAACUGUAGUUUAGGUCAAAAUAGCUUAACUGGAAAAUUGGAGAAUUUUCCCAACCUCAGCAUUUAUGGCCCAAAUUUCAUAAUUUAGUUCACAAAUUAUGUUUAGUGAAUAAACAACUAUUUUUUUCUUAUUGAUUUCUGCGUUCAGACCAUUAUGAGUCCUAAAGUACAGAAGAACACUUAUAAUUUAAAGAAAAUAUAAUUUAAUAUUCAAGAAAGACAAAUAAGUGCUAUAAAAAUGAAACGUAAAAUAAAUAUAUAACAAUAACUGGAAGGCGAAAUAUGAUGCAAACAACGGCAGACAUUUAAAAUUGCAAAUGACUCACUCCAGCUCUUGCAUUAGAGGAAAUAUUAUAAAUUGUUUAAACAGAAAUACAAGAAUUGAAGUGAGUCAAAACUAAGAUUGUAUGGAAAGACAUGGAGGUAACACACCACAUUAGGUCACAAUUAUAGAUAACCUUGCCCCUUUUUAAACUACAAAUAUCAUACUGCUUAGCCAGCAGUUCAUGCUAGCAUCAAUAACAUGAAAGAGCUGCAAAAGACCCUGUGAUGGUUCACUUUUAAAAAAAGUUUUUCUCAUCAAUUUCUGAGGUGAUUACAUUUGUCCUAGUAUCAUUAUAAAGUGAAUUAGUAGCACAUCAUUUUGUGAGUUUUGCCCGAGGUGUUUUUUGCGGUGACAGAAGUCUGAUAACAAAGUUCUGCAAUGACAUCUCAUUAUCAUUGUUGACACUGUGCUUGAUUUAAAUUGCAGCAAAUAUUGCUUAUUUCUUUUUCUUUUCAUUUUUUUCCUGCUAAUUCCCAUUUCUUCAAUUUCAGGUUAGAGAGCAUAGUACAGAAAAGACAAUCCUGACCCACAGAAGCAUCAUUAACCCUUUCAUGCACUAAUUACAAAAUUAUAGCAUCUCAAAAGAAAGAUUCCCAGGGAAUCUAUUCACUAAUCAGUAGACUUACAUGGGGAAAAAAUUGGUUUGGCUGAAUAAUUUUGUCUAUUAUUUUUUAAUUUUUUUUAAUAUUUUUGGCAAUUCGGGGUUUCACCCAUGUGGUAUUUCGGUUCUGCCGAAUUCCAUGUUAUUUUAGGAAACAAAUUAUCUUGAUGAACCAAAAUGGUGCAAAAACAGAGCAAUCAGAGUACUGGAAAAUAUAUUUAUAUAUGUAUACAUGGUGUUGUGGGAGGGACUAGUUUUGGCUACUUAAAGUACUAAUCUACUCUAGUCAGUAACUGUAUCUUGAUUGUCACAGCAUGCAUUGUGUCACAAUCUCUUACCUCAUCGCAACACGCCCACGCGGUGCGGUGCCCGAUGACGACUUCUCUGUCCACCAGAUGGGCAAGUCUCAUGCUGGAUGCUGGUAUCAGACCCCUUCUUAUGAUGCAAUGUCAUUACAUUGAUGAUGUGAAUUUGCAUCAUUUUUACUGGGGGCUUGGUUUUAAAGCAAAAGACGCUCACAUAUAAAAAAAGUGCCUUUUGCCUAUUGUGGUUCUUUAAGUUCCCUCUGUUGCUACUCCUUGCCUUUUGUGUUUUCUUUGUAUGCUUGAAUUUUCUUGGUAAUUGACUAUUCUGUUCUUUGGUUUCCUAACUUGGCUUGUACCUUGACUUUUCUACUUUCUGGUACCCUGACCAGGCUAUUCCUUAAUCGCUCUCCUGAUUUCUUGCAUCCUUACAUUUUUGGCUAUCCUCUGACUAUUCUUUUCUGUCCUACAUUAAAUCCGACCAUACUAAGGUUUGAGAAUACAUUCUUUGUACACUGUGUGUUGUUCUCGGAUUCACGCAGUUUGCUGUUACUGCAAAAAUUAAUUCUCCAGUGUUGGACCUUCUCGCGUUUGCAAAACUGAAGGUUGCUGACUGAGUUGCUCUCUUUACUUGGAGGAGUUUCAGCCUAGCCCACCUGAAGCUCAACUUCGCUUGGGGAAAUUGAAUAGUGUUCGAGGGAAAUUCGACAGAGUGUGGUUGUAUUUCAACCUAUGUUCGUUCCUAUUCAAUCUCAUUCAAUUGAAAUUCAGCUGCAAUUCUAGGUUCCACUAUCCUGUCAUUAGGAAUCAAUUAAUAAAACCCUCUUCAGUUAUUACCGGAUAACUUACUGGCAAACAUGUAUGCCAGUUUAGGUGCUAACUCAUAAUCACAGUGGUCACAUUCUUGGUUUUUGUAGAUUAUAACAGUAUUGGUGGGCUGCUGGUUUAUUCUCUUAGUCUGGCAUAUUAAGGUAUAUGAAUUUAGCUUCUAUGUAUACAUUUCUCUAUGUCCAAUAUAAUUACUUAAGAUAUUAUAUAUAUAUAUAUAAAUAUAUACAUAUAUAUAUAUAUAUAAAUAUAUAAAAAAUAAAUAAAAUAAUGCUCUUGCACUCACACUUUAGUGUCCCUUUAUAACCGGGUGGUAGCAAACCACAGCUGUAUUAUCCAAUCUUCCAAAUAGGUAGCUGCACUCACGGAUUUUAAAAGUCCAAAAUUUAUUGAUAAAUUAUUUGAUCCUGAUGAAAGUCCUCUAUGGAGGAAUGAAAAGUUGAUCAUCUUUUUUUAAACAUUUAUCAAUAAAUUUUGGACUUUUAAAAUCUGUGAGUGAAGCUACCUAUUUGGAAGAAAUAUAUAAUUUAUUCUAUUUGGCCAGAGAUUCAAUCUUGGUAUCCAGAUUAAUCUCCAAAUUUCAUUAAUCCCCUAAAAGGUACGUUAAUAACCCUAGCUACUAGUACAAUUUCAAUCUUGUACAUCAUUAGUCUAGAUUUAUUCUGAUAUUAUAUUUAGUUAAUGUAUACAUUUAAUUUUAGACAUGGGGUGCAAUUCACUUGAUCAGCCUUCUUACGCUAGGUUCAAAUAACUCUAACAGGUUUUCAAAUACGACUUGUUCAAUUCAACCUGACUCCUGUUGUAAUUAGUGCUUUACUGGUUGUAGGGAAAUGUUAGAAUCCCAAUAGUUUAGAUUUCUAGAUCUUCCAUGCCUUAACUUAGAGGCCAACACCCAUCCUCAUACUUGGAGGUAUUUCACUCCUCUGCCCAAAUCAAAGCUAGCUCCCAUACGUUUUGUGGUUUAGGAUGUCAUACAAAUUGCUGAUUGAUUUGGAUGAAUUACUAUGUUUUUUAAAGAAAAUGUAAAGAGGAAGCAUUUUUCUUCCUGCAUUUAAUUUUUUUUUCAAAAUCUUAACAACCCAGCAGUAUUGUACAAUGCUACAAAGAAAAUAAAACCAACUAAAAAGAACAGAUAAUUCAUAGUACAAUAUUGUCAGGGUACCUUCUAUGCUUAUCACGGUUAUUCCCCAGGGUACUCACCUCUCACAUGUUGCUGCAGGUCCUCUUCAGCUGUCCCCUUCCUGCUCCAGCUGUUUUCACGCCGGCCGCGAUAGCUCUACCGCUUUUUAUGACGCGAAAAAAGGGCGUCGACAUCAUGACACAAAGGACGUCACAUGCCACCAAAAUAUUAAAAUUAUGACAUUUUGGGGGCGUGGCUACCGUCCUAACAAGCUACAGCCACAGUAUAAAAGGGAUUCUAUGCGUUAGGUUCCUUGCCCUUUUGUGGUUCAUUUUUGAUCCCAAUAGUGCUAUUCUGUAUUCAGUAUUUUAUCUUCUAGCUUUUGACCUUGGCUUUGUUUGUGACUAUUCUGUUCUCUAUACUCCUUGACCCGGUUUUGGCUUACUCGCUUGUCCUGAUUUCUGUACUCGGUGACCUCGGCUUGAAUUUGACUACCCCUUAUACGUUAGUCCGGCCAUUCUACGUUACUUUGUUACAUUCUAACUCUUAUCUAUUUAAUUACUUAUUUGUGCUGUUUACCUAUAAAAAAAAAAACAAUGUUUCAGUUGUCUGAACUUUUAUCAAGGAUAUAUUUUGCACAUUCACUUGGCAAUUUUAUAUUCACAUGUGUUUUUUUUUUUUGUGUGUGUGUGUGUAUAUAAAUAUACACAAGAAAACAUACAAGAUUCAGCACACUCGUUCUUUCUCUUACCAGCAAUUUCAAAGCUCACAGAAUGCAAUAGUUUUUAAAAACACCUAACCUAGGCAAAAAUAAUGGGGGAUUAGUUACAGUAUAUGAUCAUACAUUGUAUAAGCCUGCAACAAUGCCAAUGUACUCCAUAUAUAUAAUUUUAAUGGCCCUAAUAUCCUAAUCAUUUUUUGGAAAUCUUGAAAUCAGGCAUGAUAAAAUUGCUGCCAAAGCAAUCAGAAAAAAAAUAUCAAUUUAUGUUAUCAGUCAAGUAUGACAGGUGCCAGGGAAGAAAAUCAAUGAUUCUUACUCAUUGUUCAAAAGAAAUAUGAAUUGCCCAAGGUUUAUAAGAUUUUCCUUAAAGGAGACACAGGUUAAAUAUACUAAUUGAAAACCUUAUCAUGUAAUGGGUAUCAUAUGAAAUCCCUAUAAUGUGUUAUUAUAACAUAAUUUUAUAUUCCCCAAGGUAGACUUUAAUAAAUGUUCCUUGAUCACUAUGGUAUGACCAUAGUAUGUCAAUCAAUUGUCAUAAUAGGAUAGUGGGGUCCUGGAUCAACACAAGUACUGUUGAAAAAUUAUCAAGCAGGUGAUAUAUAAUUUAGGCUAAAGUAGUUGAGAUGAAGAAAAUUUCAUCAACGUUAGCGUUUGGAAAUAUUUUUGGAAAUCCUCUGUCAACUCAAUGCAAAUUACUGUUGAUUGAAUAAACGACUUAUUAUUUGGUAUUUAUUGUACCACUUCUUGCAUAAUCAGUGAGUAACAUUUGUUAGUAGCAAUUGCUUUUUAUGACUAAUCUAUAAUGGAGGUGCAUGAGAUGUAAGUUUGAUAAAUAGAUGUUCUACACCCAGGUCAACUACAGUAACACAAUAUUUAGAUAUGCCAUUUUAACUGUAUUCCCAAAUUCUCACUAGAUUAUCAAUGCUCCUAUCAGUCAUUCCUGUAAUAUUGUACAUUUUUAUCUAUUACAUCUACUAGGCUCAGUAAAAAUAUCAAAUUUAUGAUAAGAUCUCUCUUUGAAAUGAGCUAAGACAUACCUGUAUGACGAAAAGCACAAAUUGGACCCGUUUUGCUCAUCUAGGAACAAACCAAAGUGCAAUGUUACAUAUUCUUCAGGGUAUGGAGGUACUUCAAUCUAUCAAUCUUACUUAUAUUUAAGCCUUUUUAUGUGAUUUUACAUGAAUUCCCAUAUAAAACAUUCCAAAUGAAUAAAUUCAAUGUGUAGAUAACCUUUUUUUUCUAGUGAAUAAAUACAGGGAAAAUAACACUGAGGACUAAAAAGCUUAGAGAAACUUAGAGAAACUCAGUAGCUUGCCUUUUAUUUAUCCCCGCUCAAGUCUCGAAAAUGUUUUUACUCACUUGUGCCAUUACCAAGAGAACCUUUACCAUUUACGUAUCAGUCUGAUCCCAUCCAUAAGGGCAUUCCAGAACCAAAAUGCCAUUAAAUUCCCUCUGCGUGAAAGAUAGAGCAGGUACAAGAAAAGCAGUUUCUGGUCAGAAUGUCUCACCCCCUUUUAGUAAUAUGAAGGAAUAUUGGUUCAUAACAAGAUGAAACAGACAAAUGUAUUACAAUUUUACAAACAAAUACGUAUAGUUUAAAAAACAUAUACCACCGGGGGCGCCACAAUCACAAACAUGUGAAUAUAUUUACCAUGGUAUGUUCAUGGAUAUGCAUAUAAGGAGGUAAAAAUAAAAGUAUAUAUAGUGAAGUAUUUAAUAACAAAUAGAAUAAGAUAAUAAAAACAAUUGCACUCACAAAUGUAGUUGCACAACAAAAACAUAUGUCCUAAUUGUGCUAAGAAAGCCUGUCAGCCCUUUACUGGGCUAAAGUCCCCUCUUGUAGCAGGAUCCCGAUUUUCAAAAGUUCCAAUAACUUCCAGUAAUGAUCUGCUUGAAGGUGGAUGAGAUCCAAAGAUACUAGGGACACUGGCCGACUUGUAACUGCUCGACGCGUUUCGUCCGAUCGACUUUUUCAAGAGCUGUGUGUUUCUGUUCUUCUUCCAGCUUUUUAAAUGAUCAGGUUCGCGUGGCUUUCAAUAUUGCGCGCAUGCGCAUUACGGUAAAACUUUACCGCGCAUGCUCGCACAUCCAGCUUGAAACGCAAAAACAACUUUAUUGAUACUUUGUGUCGGCAAACACAUUUCCGUACCGGACCACUUGGUCUUACGGAAUAAUAUGUGGGCACUUCGAACUUUUGUUCAUCAUACAUAGUUAAUCUUCAUACAUAAAAUACUGAUGAACAAUCUUUUAAAAGGCAAAAGUAAAAAGCAUUUUAAGUGCAUCACAUUUUAGAAUUCUACUAUUAGAAAUGAGAAAUUAAACAUACUAUAGACAGGAAAAAUAAAACAUAUUAUAGAGAAAAUAUGUAAUAGAGACAUCAUAUUACAUUUUAUACAGUGUUACAAUACUUUAUAAAAAACUGAUAUUUGCAUAUAACAAACUGUAUAUAUAACUGAUAAUCAUUUUAUUCGGAUGAGAGACCUGGCGAAGACAUCAUUAGAUUCUAUUAGAAUAAUUCAUAAAUCAAUGAGAGAUCACUUCAUUAAAAAUUAGUUCAUUAAAAAUUAUUAAUAAAAAUUAUAAUUAUAAAUAAAAAUAAGAAAUUAUUAAUAAAAUAAAAAAUUAAAAAUUAAUACAAAUAAUGCAAGUUAAUGCCAAUUCUAUGAAAACAAAAAUUAUAUAUAAUAUAGUAAUAAAACAACCAAUUAAUAAAAGGGACUUUCUAGAAACCAAAAAUAUUUAUAAAAAUAUUUAUAAAAAAUUGAAAAAGAUUUUAACUACAAAAGAAGGUAAAUUAAAUAGAAACAAAGAGGAUUACAAAAAUGGAAAACAAAGAGAGUGGAAAAAGAAACACCUUAAAAACUAUAGAUCAAAUUAUAGAGUGACUUAUCCCAAUAUAGAGAGACAAACAUAUAAAAAUGACGACAGAAGAAAGAUUGAAAAACCAUCUAGGGUUCAGUGGAAUACCCCGAUUAAAUCUGGGAGAACGAAAUAUGAAAAUCCCAUUGUUAGGAGAAAGGAUAAAUCAAGAUUUAUGGAGACAGAUAGGACAAAAGAUAGUGUAAGAACUACACAGAAAGAUUUUUUAGGAAGAGGACAAAGGAACCAAGUUUUGAGAAGUCCAACAAUAAAAAAUUAUUGGCAACAGAGGAACAGAUUUACCCCUCUAAGUUCAGCUCAAACCCCACCCAAAAAGAGGAAACUCCUAGGAGCCGUAGGAGGAUUAGGGGAAAUGGAGGAGGGAGAAAUGUCAGACUAUUGAAAGAGUCAGAAGAGAAUAAGAACUAUGAUAGUCUAGAAGGUAUUUUUAAUCUUUCUAAAUAUAAAUUGAAUAAAGCUGAAGCCAGCAUUUUAGAUAGAGGACUGAAAUUUGCCCCACAAAAAGGCCCUAACCAAUUUGAACUAUUUAUUGAUAUCCAGAAAUUUUUGAGGAAACUGACUAUCAAACGUUUCUUUGAGAAAAAGAAAAGAGAGGAUGAGGGACUUGGCGAUAACAGUGAGAAAGAGAAUAUAGAAUCCAUAUCCCCACAAAUUUUAUAUUCAGGUCUGAAACACAAAUCAAAGUUUUUUCCAACUUGGGAAAAGGGAGAUUUCAUCCCGGUUUUUAGUGAUAUGGUUCUAAAUGAAUUCGAGAUAAUAACAAAGAAUAAUGGAAAGGAGAACCUCACUAAAAAAGAAAAAAAUGCUUUAAAACAACUUAAAGAAAACCACGAACUUGUCAUAAAACAGGCAGAUAAAGGGGGAGGUAUAGUUAUUCUAAAUCGUGAUGAUUAUUUGAAAGAAUCGUAUAGAAUUUUAAAUGAUAGAGACACAUACAUUAUUUUAAAAUCUAACCCCAUGGAAACAUAUAAGAAAGAGCUUUUUAAAUUAUUGUCAGAAAGUUUUAAUAAAGAUAUUAUCAAAAAGGACGAAUUUGAAUACCUUUUUAUUAAAUUUCCAAAAAUGGCUAUAUUUUAUUAUUUGCCAAAGAUUCACAAAUCACUUAUCGAUUCUCCAGGGAGGCCAGUAAUUAGUGGCAUUGGCUCGUUGAUUAGUAAUGUUUCAGAAUAUGUAGAUCAUUUUUUACAGAAAUAUGUUCCAAAAGCUCCCUCAUACAUUAAAGAUUCAAAUCAAAUUAUUGUAGAG